Messenger RNA from Pelobates cultripes (western spadefoot toad), 58190 nucleotides. NCBI's taxonomy places the organism in Eukaryota, Metazoa, Chordata, Amphibia, Anura, Pelobatidae. The record is from the annotation of a GenBank genome assembly.
GUCUAACUCAUCUGGACAAUCAUGACUUGUAAAGGAAUGAAUGCAUCUUUUAUAGCCCUUAACACCCAAAAGAAAAAAUCCGCAAGGUUUAAAAGUGCAAAGGAAAGUCCAUCCGAACGAAGAGAGUUUAAACUCCAGAGCCUUCGUUAAGAUGCUCCUUAGAUAUUUUCAGAACAGUUUUAUCAUGCCAAGAAUUGGGAUGUUGUCAAGUCGUUGCUGCGUACUUUUUCUUAUGGUUAUCCUCGUACACCUGACCCUUAUAGGAUGGACAAGAUCAGAAAGUAUAUACCAACAGGUGAGCCACUAAUACACAUUAAAUGUAUCUAACAAGUCCUUCUUGGAAACAGUAUAUGCCUUCUUCUCUUGCAUACUGAAUGAAAUGUGUUUGUACAUUUUUGAAAUACUAUGAAAAAUUUGCUUAUAGCAAUAUCCAAUCUAAAACAACCUUGAAUAAUGUUCUAUUUUUUUUUUUUUUUUUUUUUAAAUAAUGAGGCAUUUUUCUUUAUGUCAUUAAACACGGAUGGUAAAGGAAGAUUUAACUAGGUUCAAGCAGGAUUACAUUAAUCAAAAGUAACUGACGGAAUAUUUACCUUCUGUAUGUACACAAAAUGUCAUUUAUUGCACACUUAAUUUGUAGUGUAUAUGAAAAUUCAAAUAUACCAAGAAGAGGGAAAAAAAAAACUUAUUCUGGUUUAUAAACCAAAUGCAAAGCUCUGUUGUGAUAUAGGGGUUUAUUGACUAAACUCUGAAUUGUAUCAGAUUGAAAUUAAAAACUUAAAAUUUGGGAUAAAAGACAGGCUUGAAAAAAAAAUCUGUAGCUGAUUUAUAGUCACAGUUUGGUUAUUUUAGUUUAGGUUUCACCUUUCUAAUUUCAUAUUGCCAAAAUUCCAAGUUUAGUGAAUAUGUCCCCUGGAGUUCUUAUGGUAUAUAUUAUAUAUUUAGUACAGGUGGACUACGCUCCCUGUAAAAUAUCUAGCAUAACAGAAACUGCAAUCAGUUUCUUAAAAUAAUUUUUAAAAAAAGUUUUUCCCUUAACGUUUAUGGCAACAGUACUGGUGGAAACUUGUGCAAUUAUGGUCCAUUUUACUGUUUUUUUCUCCAGGGUAUUUGAAAAGUAUUUUGUGAAGGUUUCUCAGACAAUAUCACGAGACGACUGUUUACAUGGAAAUCACUGAUCCCAUGAAAUAACUUGCUCGGAACUUCUGAAAAUAAGAGUUUUAGGAAUUUUGAUACUAUAUAUAUUUAUCUGAAAAACAACUAGUCAACUAGUGAGCCUAUAAAUUAUAAUCUGUUGAUCAGUUAAUUGUUGCCAUACGAUGUCCCAUCUUGGGAACAAAUGUGUACGAGAAGAAAAUAGUAUCUGGGGAAAUAUAAGCCCAAAAAAAUAGAUGUCUAGCUUAUAUAGUAAAGUAAAGCGGAACGCUUCGGACAUGCACAAGGCAAGCCUAAAAAAUAAACAAACAAAAUCAGCCUUGGAUUUCGUUCUGCUCAGACCAGAUCGAGGAAUGGAUUCUUAUCUGCCAUCACAAGCUGUAAUUGAAUAGCACAAGCUAAAGUCUAUCAUUCGUUUUUACGACAUGUUAAUUUGACCUUAUAAGUGUUGGCAUACGUUAAUGUUGUGUUAGAGAAGACAAUAUUUAUUCUUAAAUAAUGCACUAUUUUUUCCAUUUUGUAGUUUUUGUGUAGAAAACUGGAGAAUUAUCUAAUUGUAGUCUUGGUGACAAUAACCAACAUUAUUUAAAGAUACUUGGAAAGAAGUUAUAAAAAUGUGUUCUCGCUUUUUUUUUCCAUGGCACAAGUAAAUACUUGAACCACGCUUACUAGAGCGAAUAAAAAAACAAAACGACUCCGACAAAAUCAUGACUGACAGUUUGUAUGUAAGUUAAUCUCCCUUCCCAUACUGGCAUGAGUCCCACAGAACUUCCUACCUGGAGCUCAAUCCUCCAGUACUGGAAAAAUGCUGGUGAUCCUAGUAUUUCACAAGUGUAUUAAAGGGACACUCCAAACACUAAAACAAUGUUAGCUUAAUGAAGCCGUUUAGUUGUAAAGAUCAUGCCACCGUAGUCUCAUUCCUCAAUUCUCUGUCCUUUAACCCCUUAAGGACACAUGACAUGUGUGACAUGUCAUGAUUCCCUUUUAUUCCAGAAGUUUGGUCCUUAAGGGGUUAAUUAGGUAAAUCGAUUUGUUUAUACAGCACCAGCCACACCUCCCCUGGCUGUAUCUCACAUAGCCUUUAUGUGGGGGAAAAAAGAGUAUUUUUCAAUCAGAUCUUACAGCGCAGUGUGUUUAAGUUAGACCUUCUUAUCUCCAACAACUUAAUAACUUGAUGGCCAAGAGUCUUUUUUUCAACCUAGAUUACAAUGUAACUAUGUGAGGAGCUACUGGCAUGACAUCCAACUGAUGUGAUGUCCAACAAUUCUCUGUUCCAGCUAUGAAUCGUGUGGAAAUCAUUGGUAGAUAAUACUCAUUAUCAGCAAUUAUGACAACAUUAAAUAGUCCAUAGAAGGUCCUUCUGUGUUUUGGAUCAUGAUAACUUUACUCACUUUUGAACCUCCACUGGCCAAGGGGGUGGAAGGAGGGAACCGAGUAUCCAAAAUAAGCAUGUUUAUUAUUACUAUGUAUAUAGCGCCAACAUGUUCCACAGCCCUUUGCAAUUACUAGAAUGCGGAUAGAUCACAACAAGUAGCUGACAUACAAAGUAUUAGCAAAGAGGUGAAGAAGGCCCUGCUCAAAUAAGCUUGCAAUCUUUGAGGAAAGGGUAUAGACAAACGAGAGGAGUAAAAGCAUGUCAGAGGGGAGGAGGGAUUGAUGGAUUAGAUGCCUCAGUCAAACUAAGCUAGUCAAAGUGGUUUGUAGAAGAACCGAAUAAUGGAAGGAGGUAGAGUGAGCUGGUAUAUGGAGGCGAAGGUACUAUGGAGGGCAAUUAUAACAAGAGGAGCAUGACCCAGGAAGAUGGUAAGUUUUCCUAAAGAGGUGUUUUUCAAGUGACUUCUCCAAAGACAAGGAUUAAAAAAUCCUGCAGAUGAAAGUUGGCAGUAACGAGAAGACGUCACAAAAAGGUCAUUCACAGACCAAAGGUACCGAGAAGAUUUGUUGCGUAAAGAGGAGAUAUAGUGAGAGCUGGAGUUGUUGAAGGCUUUGUAAGUAAAUGUUAGCAGUUUGAGUUGGAUCCCGAGGGGUACAGAAAGCCAAUGUAGAGUUUGGCAAAGGGGUGAAGGGCCUGGCAGCAGCAUUUUUCAGUUUGUCACCUUGUGGUGCCACUCUCAGUUGUGCACAUGUAUGUAUGUAUGUAGGGUACCUGUGUCUCCAGGUGCCAAGACUGAUUUUCUGUUGUUUAGUGGCUACUGGUAGCUUUCGGAAUCACUCAGUGCUGGACUGGCAGUGUGGCUGGGCACCAUCCAAAAUUUAGACAUAGGAUCCAGAAGUCUCUGUCCACAUGUAGGCCGCAAUGAAAAGAAGAGCUCCUUGGGCUUGAAUCUGAUUGAACAAAGUCUGAGAAGAAUUUCUUGAUAGAAGUGAAGACCAGUAAUACCUUCACCAAACACAGGGACACUGUGGACUGUGCGUACCUAACAUACAUUUCAAAUGGACAAAAAGGGACACUGUGAUUUCAGGGAUGUGAGUGGGGUGUGGCCAAGGGAGGGACUGUUCUGAAAAUGUUUUGGUGACUGAUCAUUUUUGCAACUAAAAUGUAAUUUAGAACGAAAACAAUGUAUCUUAUUUACACAGACUGAUUUCUAAACAUGUUUCUUGUAGUUUAAAGACACAUUGCUGGGAGUAUUAUUGCUGUGGAGCUCCGUGAUGCACUCAGACACACCAACAAUAUGGAGCUCCUAGAAAGUGGGACAUUAGGAUAGAAAAAAGGGAUAGAGGGACUUGGGUCCAAAAUAGAGACUGUCCGUCCUAAAUAGGGAGAUUUGGGAGGUAUUGAGUGUUGGAUGCAGUCAUAUCCACUCAGGAACCAGCAGAACAACCCUGCCUAUUUAUUUCAAAGUUGCUGGUCCAAAUGGCAGUUCAGGCUUAUGCUACAAAAAGUCUGAGAUAUUUUACCCAACAUUCUUCUCAAUAGUCAAACCUGUACUUCAUAGAUUCCCCUUUCCUGUCUAAUCUUAAAAUCUUGUCUUCCAUCUCUAAUUUAACCUCAGCGAGAUGGCUUCAUUCUCUGGAGGAAAGCUGCAGUUAGUAUUAUUUAAUACUACUAUAACACUAUUAAUUAAUUGGCAGUGUAUAUUUGGAUAGUUCAUGGUAUAGUUUGCCUAAUUGAGUUGGCUUAUUACUAGAGACACUCCGCUCCGGAGUUUGUUUUAUUAUAAGAUUUAUUUUGUAACGGAUCGCCUGGCACUCCGUUGAAGGAUGCUCCUAGCGCUUCCUGAGGACUCCAAGCACUCUGGCAGACACCACAAUCACUAAACCGGAGAAACAAAUAAAUUCUCCCAAGCAUAUGAAUGCUGUAGACAGUUGAAUAGGAACCAUACGAAUAGGUUUACUCUCCUAGCAGUCAAACUGGAACAGCAUACAAUGAAUCCUUCCCCCAAUAAUGAGACGACACUUCACUUUGAGGGUUAAAACAGGAACUCCUGUACUGUCACAUACAGUCUCUUUUAUUCCCAAUCCACAAACAUAGUACAGCCCACAGGGCGUUACAAAACAACCAAUCAAUCCGUACAAUACACCCAGACACUCCCACACAAAACCCUCCCCUCUGCAUGUGAUAUGAUUACUGAACACAAUGGGUAAUCUCAUUAUCACCGGCAGAGGAAUACAGUUUUUACACAAUAUUUAUAACUUCUAAAAUAUAAAUGUCACAAACAUAAAACAUACAUUUUCAUAAUCAAUCCAUUCAGGGGAACAACAUAUUAAAAAAUGGCACGAAUCAGACCAGGGGUUCAAAAGUUAAGGGAAAGUCCUUUGUGACUAAAUGAAGCAUGGCUUUCCGGCCCAAACCAGUUUCAGAGUCUUCUAUCCUGGAGAUAAGUAAUUCAAUUAUCUCCCAGGACAGACACAAGACUCCAUUAAGCACAUGGUUGCAAAAAGACACAAAACACUUUAAAAUACAUAAAGUCACCUUUUAUACAUAAAACACAGACAUGUCACAUAUCCCCAGAUAGCUGGGAUCUGAGCGCACAAAACUACCGAAUAGCGCUCAGAUCCUAUUCACACAGUUCAAUUGCCAUGGAGCCGAAGUCUUUAACUACACGAAUGGGCUCCAUGGCAUAGCUAUCUGGGUUAACACAAUCACAUAAAGUCUGGUCCAUAGUCCAAAGGCAAGAGGCGGGCAAGCAGCCCCCUCCAAGGACACGUGGCGAGGUCUGUUUCGCCACAAUCUAAUCUACACCUGUCCCUUCCUGUGCUGAUGUCACACCCACACCCAUAUUGUGAGAUAGGCAUUAAACUUCACGUCCUCCUCUGAAACACAUUUGCAGACAACUCCUGCUUAGAUUGGAGGUUCCCCCAGACAGGAAUCUGCUGUGUCUGUCUACCUACUACCCUUGCACUGCUGCAUAGCCUGUAAAUAAAAUAUAUAUACUUCAAUACUGGGGCUCUAAAUUAACACUUCCAUGUUGCAUAGAUUUUAAACCAGGUAGGCAAUCUGAUUGAAAAUUGACUGACUUGGUGUAACUCUGUGUCGGAAUAGAUUCUUUUGUGUUAGAAAUUGCUCACAGAAAUAGAGUUUAUGUUGGUUAAAAAGGAGAACAAAUUGCCUCUGUUCUAUGACUCUGCAAACACCAGUCGACAUUAAAAGUCACUAGCCAGGACUCUCCAGGAGAGACUAUCCAAUCUCCAAAGUUAUAAAUCCAAUAUCCCACCGUUUUAUGAGUGUUUUAUACUUAGUUUGAAUCAACUGUAUUGAUUAAACUGUGAAUCAUUGGGAAUUGACCAAGUUAUUUUCAGCCAAUAAAUCCGAAUAGGAAAACAAUUCCAAUUCAGAUAUUUUCCCAGUCCCCAUAAGUUGUAGAUAUAUCUUGGAACUCAUAGUGUUACCAUUGACCAAACUCCUUCAUGGACAUUGACCUUGUUCACACUAGAUUUCACUUCAGUAAUAAACUGGAGGUCUUUUAAUUGUAUGGGUAUUACUUGCGUGGCAUAUAUGUUGGGUAGUACCACUAAUAUAGCCACCACUAUGAUAGGUGGACACGCUUAGCCAAUCACAACCAGCCAUUGCUGCUCAAGCUAAUGCUUCCUUAUAAGCCCAAGCAACGCAUAGGGGAUUGGCUGCUCAGGACUAUCUUUUAGCACUAAAACAUUAAAAACCGUUAAAGGCUAUAAGGCUAAUGGAAGGAAGGUGCCAGAAGACUCUAGACGCUAUAACCACUUCAAUGAGAUAAACCAGUUACAGUGCCUACAGUGUACUCUUAAAGGAGCACUAUAGUGUUAGGAAUACAAUGCUGUGUCCCUCUGCCUCUGUACUCCUUCCCACUGUGGACUCUAUUAAGUCAUGAUUGUUUAGGAAAUUAUUCUAACAUGUUUUUUUCCCCCCUCUUACAGAGAUUUAAGCGUCAAAGCAGAGCAUCCAAAACAGAGGUAAGGAGAAUAUUGCAUUUUGUAAUUUAUUUCUAAUAUAUUAUUUUUUUUUACAUUAGUGUUAAAGAAACCCAUUGAAGAGAUAUUGAUCUUGAAGACAAUGAUACAGAAUAGUCACCAAUGAUAUAACAUAACAUCCUGACUUAGAUGCUGAAUUCCAAAGCAGAUCUGCUGCGUAUAAAAAUAGUUAUAGCUACUAUAUGUUUUAAGACUGUGACAGUGGUUUUAUCAAAAUCAUUUAUAGACACUUUGUAUUUGUUUCAUUACCAAUAGCAUUUAAUAGAAGGAGACUCCAAGCGCCGUAAUAAAAUUAUUAUUCUAUUCUUACUAUUUGGCUUAAAGGAACAUUGACGCAUCCUAUCAUCCUAUGGUCAUUGUAUAGAUUAUGGUACAAGUUGAGUCUGUGUCUCUGUGUAUGUAUCCACAGCUACUGCACCAAAUGUGGCAGGUCCAAAUUCAGGAAGAUGGGCCUAACACAUGGGCAGGUUUGUAAAGGAAUUAGCAUCAGGGACGAUGGGCUCUUUGAAAAAGGGGGCACGUCACCCCUGCACGCAUAAGCACCAAGAUGGUGGGCUAACUGUAAUGUGCCCAAUCAGGGCUUCCCAUUGGCCGAGUGCCCCUGAAGGACUUACUUAUGGGCUGAAAUUCCCAGAAAUUUACUUAAAGUGCACUUUAUAGUGGUCCUACAGACACCGUUCUGUUUGGUGAUCAGGAGGACUUUUCUGAACAUCUUGCGUCACACCAGGGAACGUGAGACUUCACAGGUCUGCAGUAAAAAGUUAUAUUAUUUCCAAAUAUUUAUACAUGGUGUAUGCUCUGGGAUUUCUGCAUUUGGAAGAGAAACAAACUAGCAACCGCCCCGGUAGUGUAGUAGCAGAAUAUGAAAUGGAACAUAUGGAAUGUAUUUGUUUCCAUAGAUUUGGGGGGGGAUUUUUUUUUAUGAGAUAUGUCCUAACCGUAGGAGCAACAAUAUAAUAUUACCACCCAUGUAGGACAGCACAAAUUUACCAAUUCAUGAUAUAAAAUUUGUUGCUUCCAUUAAGUUAUUUAUGAUUUGUUUUUAAAUUCUUUAAUGGCAGGAAAAUAGUCCAUUAGGGAACUCAGCUUGACCCUAAAGCGUUGGCGUUACUAUACAAAAACAAACUGCCUAGCUGAAACCAAAGGAAUGAUUUUCUUAAAACAAUUAUUAACAGCCCCCUCUGCUCUGGAAACACUGUGUAACAACAUACACUUUGUCUAGUUGUUUUGACUUUCUUUUUCCUCCGUAUAUUAUAAAUAAAUAUUGGUAUGUGCAUCGGCAAUUAACAAAAAUACUAAAAUUGAUGAUUAUCUUAACAUAGAUUUGUAGAUUGUUAUAUUUUGUUGAUUUACGUAAAAUGUUUUCUCAGUUUUUGACUUUUAGAAAAUAUGUCUAGAUUUAAAGGAACAUUUCAAGCACAGUAGCCACUACGGUGUUCUGUAGUGGUUUUGGUGCCAGGGGUGGCAUGGCAACACCCACAUGUAAGUAGUCAAACCGCUUUAAGAUUUGCGAGUUGUCGCUCCCCUCCUCCACUACAGCCAUCAGAGGGCCGAAAGCACAAAGCUCCUCUUUAGGAGAUUCCGUUAGCUCUCUUGAGCCAAGUCUUGCAGUGCAGGGUUUAGCUGAUUGCUUGAGAUUUGCUGAUCAACUUUUGCUCUCAGCCAAUGAGACAGGCCUGUGGAAUUUUCAGAGGAUCUUGCACACACACUUUUUUGGGGAGUUCUCCCACUUGGGUGCUCUAAAACACGGGAGGGCCCCAGCCCAGACAAAUCCAGUGAAACAAAAAAGUAGGCACACCCAGAAGUUUCUUCAGCAGGUAGACUUUUGUGGAGUACAAACAUUUUGACAACAUUUCGGCUCUCCUGAGCCUUUGUUCCAAUGAGCUAGACCUGGGCUGGAGGUCGGAAGCUUCUAGAAGAGGCACGGAGCAGCAUCCGGCAGACAUAAGGUGAAAAUCAAGUUGCUCUAAAACGGUUUGACUAGUUACAUUGGGGGAGGGUGCCAUUUACACGUGGCACCAAAACCACUUAUUGAACUAUAGUGGUUGUGGUACUUGGAGCGUCCCUUGAUGGUUCUUGGAGAGUUGCACUCUUAAUGGUUAAACAUUACUUUCAUUGAUUCAAACUGUGACGUAAAUGUGCCACUAUUUCUAAAUAACCCAGUAUAUCUUUAGAUUAACUGAGACUUUCUGCUCUGUUUGUGCACACACAGCUUUACUUCUUCAGCAAGUCACAUGCAUAUCCUUUCUAACUGAUUAGACAGUAGCACUUGUAAAAAAAAAAAAAAAACAUUCCCCUUUCUAGUUAAAGAAAGAAACAUUUCAGGAAUGUGAGGUGGGCAGAAUGUUUACUCAAUAACACUGUGGUCCCUUCCUGCUGGGACAGGGUACAGAACUUCCAAUCAUGGCAGAGCCUCAAUGUUCCAAAAUCGUCUCGAGAAUAAACAUAAUGAGGAAUGCGCUUGGUGAUACGUACCACAACUCUGACACUGCCUUUAGUAUAAUAAAUAACAUAUCUUAUAAGGCAGGGGUGCCCAAAAGAUAGAUUUCAAGAUGUUGUCAUUCUAAAGCAUUCUAAAGGCAUGCAAAGCAACAUGGGAGUUGUAGUUUUACAAUAUCUGGAGAUCUAACUUUUGGGCACCCUUGUUAUAAGGAAUAAGGAAGCGACAGAACUUCCGCCAUUAUUAAUUUGAUUGUAGAACGCAAUGUACCCUAGACAAGACCAUCACACCUCGCCGGUUUAUUAGCCAUGACAUUUGUGUGUCUUGUUUGUGUUAGGGGUCUCAGCACAUUCUAUUCCUGUACGUCCAACUUGUCUUGUCGCAGCCACUUGUUUGUUAGUCCACUUAAUGUACAAUGCUGCAGAAUUUGUUGGUCCAUUGUAUAUAAAAUAAUAGUAAUAAUGAGACACUUUGGACAGAAAAGAAAGAGAGAUGUAAACUCAGGGCUGGAAAAAUAUAACUAAAAUGCUUUUUGCCCGGUGUAGGAGUAGGCAUGCUUCUUCUCUGCAGAUAGUGGGUUUAUUUCUGUAGAUCAGCAAAGCAGGAUGUUUCAAAAGAUCGCACAGUACUUACUAACAGUCCUGCUUUCUGCCCGACAGUCCCAAUUUUCAGCAUAGUGAGCAUUCAUUAGACGUGCUUGCGCCGUGCAACUUACACUAGGAACAUUUAAAGAGAGCUUCAGCAGCGCGAUCUGCAUGGUCAAGCAAAUAGGGUGCCUGUCGAAGGCUGUCAAGUUGCGUCACUGUCGACCUCCACCUAGAAGGCUCCCACCCAUACCCAUUACAUAUCUCCUAAUGUUAGAAGGUAAAGUUACAUACAGCAGGUAACUUCACAGGAAAAUGUCCAUAUAAUGUAACACUGUUACAGGAACAGCAGAGUUUUAUAAACCGAAACAGUCGUUUACACAGAUUACGCCACUGUGAUUAAACAAUAUUACAUAAUAGGUAAAUUGCAGAUAGCAUUCAUUACCGUAAUGAAAGCAGAUUGAAUCAGUUAGUUGCAAUGAUUAUAUCACAUUAAGAAAAGUAUAACGAAGCCCUGACAUCUGCUACAAAUCUUGGACAUGUUUCAUAUCUCAGAGUUUGCUGAUGACAUAAUGCUAAGAUGACACACUACAAUGAUCUUUUAUUUAAAAUGUUUGGUAUUCGACACAUUUCUAAUAAUCGUUACCCCUCUUGAUCAUUAUUAGAAGCAUCUAUAACUAAUACAAACCAUCACUCUGUAUUUUACUGUGUGAUCGUGACUUUGGGUUUCAUGAAUUAUGCCCAAGACUUCUAUUCCAGUUACUACUAGAGAUGUCGCGAACUGUCCGCCGAACUGUUCGCGAACUGUCCGCCGGCGAACAAUAGCGUGUUCGCGUUGGGCGAACAUAUCCGAUUUCCGGUCCGCCCCCUAUACGUCAUCAAUGAGUAAACUUUGACAUGGAACCUCACAGUCAGCAGACACUUCCUGGGAGGGAGGGUCUGCUGCUGAUUGGGCGGAAUGUGUCUGCUGGCUGUGAGGUUCCGGGUCAGAGUUUACUCAAUGAUGACGUAUAGGGGGCGGACCGGAAAUCGGAUAUGUUCGCCCAACGCGAACACGCUAUUGUUCGCCGGCGGACAGUUCGCGAACAGUUCGGCGGACAGUUCGCAACAUCUCUAGUUACUACAAACAAGACACGCGAGAUAACAAAUAUAUGAGUAUCAACUGGAAAUCUAAUUACUGAAAAAUGAUGAAUGUAAAUAAAUAAAAAUAAUAUACAUGGAUAAAUACAAAAAUAGUAAUAAAUGGUCAGACAAAAGGGUAAUACAAGCCAAAUGGCUAACCUCCCUUCCUCGUGUCUCUAAAUAAGUCACUAAAACUCACAGACUUAGACUUUAAUAUAAUCCUGGUUUGGUCAAUGUCUGCGACUAUUAUCGGCUAUAAAUAAAAAUAAGAGACCUAGGGACAUGCUUAAACCCAGUGGAGUUCAGAAAUGCACAAAGUAAUAUAAAUGUAAUCAUAAUCUGCACCACUGUCAGUGGUCUAAGGAUAUAAAUCGCCUUAAUAGGAAAAAUAGAGAUAUUGAGCAAAAAGAAAGGCUAUAUCAAAAAUUGAUGGUAACACACCAUCACGAAAAAGGCUAUAGGGGAUAAAUGAUAGUCAGUUCGACCCUUUCCCCUCACUUUCUCACUUCACAGGGCACUUUAUCACUAUGUGCAGGCAACCAACACUCUAAGUAUGGUUCUGCACAUUAGCACGCUUUAAUUCCAACACUUUUUUCUUUUUAACUCUGUGAUUGCUCUAUACCCUAUGAAAUUGGAGUUUGUAACUAAAGGCUUUUUUUGAUACAUUUUAUUUAUUUGAUUACAAAGUAUUCAGCGCUUAGCUAGUAUACUGGGUUGUCGUUCUGUUAGCAAUUUCUGACCGAACUGAACUAGCCAUUUGGCUUGUAUUACCCUUUUGUCUGACCGUUUAUUACUAUUUUUGUAUUUAUCCAUCUAUAUUAUUUUUAUUUAUUUACAUUUAUCAUUUUUCAGUAAUUAGAUUUCCAGUUGAUACUCAUAUAUUUGUUAUCUUGAGAAUCUUGUUUGUAGUUCCUUUAUCAGGGGUUAUGCCCCAAGACACCUCUGGAGUGUCUUAUAAGGUGUUACUCUCUACUGGUCCAGUGGAUUAGUCUGGCUUUAGACAGCCACUGCCUGUAGACGUCGACUCUUUUGUCUUUUGUUCCAGUUGCCUGAAUUGCCCCUGGAAUUAUAUACUGGAUCGCAAUUUUUGCCAUCUCUGUGUCCACGGUUUUUAUUUUAUAUUUCCAUUUAAAUUCCACCAUCACUACUGUUUCCAUACGUUUGGACACUUAGGUCAAUACAGAUUCAUAAAAGUGUGGUCUGCCCUAGUAACUGUGACAAAUAACACGUCCGCAAAAGAGGAUACCAUAGAAAUAUACUGCAUGUAUAAAUCCUUGAUGGUUUUUUUUUUUAAUGAAAAAUAUAACUUUACUACUCUACUUGAAUACAUAGUACUUUAAUAGAAACUUUUCUUUGAACUGAGAAAAUUUAACUUCAUGUGUAUAGCAAUCAGCCAUCUAUUUAAUAGAUCCACGUCGAUGUAUGCUGAACAGUAUGACUUUAUCAUUUAUAAAAAAUAAAUAAAAAAAAAUAAAAUAAAAAACACUGAUUAUUUAUGAAGGAAUUUCUGCUGAAAUGCAUUGCUCAAAUUAACAUAUAGUUUAUUAUUUUAUUAUAAAAGUCCCAAAUGAUUAUGUAAGAAUUACAACACAGGUGAUCCAAGAUCAUUUACCUAUGGGAAAAUGAUGGUAGGAUCCAAAAAUUCUCUACUGAAAAGCAAGUGCCAGGUUUGCUGCUAUUUAAUGGAAUAAUUUCAUUUGGCCCAGGCUUUCAAUGUAAAGAAAAUAAUGCCAAGAGGUCAGCCAAGAUCAUUUUUCCAUAAAAAACAAUGGCAGUUUCAUCACAAAUUCCAUUUAAAAGUCAGUGAGUUAAGAAAGCUUUUCUCCACUAUCACUUAAUUUUUUAUUUUUUUUUAAAUAAACCUGGUAAAACUUUUAAUUAGUAAAAAACUGUUCGACUUUUGAGGGGGUGGGGCAGGUGGGGGGUGUGGGAUGGAGCAGUCGUCAGUUGUAUUAUAUAAAAAAAAAAGUGUACAUAAUUUUAAAAAAACAAAACAAUAGAGAUGAAGGUGUUUUCGUGUCCCGCAAAGAACGGAUGUCCAGUUUCUUGAUGAGAAACCAUGUAAUGGAGGAUUUUAUUCAGACUUGAAGGCACAUGUUUUCUGACUGAAUUUCAACAUACUUAAAGGGACACUCAAAGCACCAACAUAAUUUUUGCUGAAUAAAGUUGUUUUGGUGUAUAGUUUAUGCAGCUGCAGUCUCACUGCUCAAUUCUCUGCCAUUUAGGAGUUAAAUCUCUUAGUUUAUGUAACUUUAGCCACACCUCCCUUGGGAGGGGAAGACUCACGCAGCCUAAAGAAGCAGACUUCACUAGUAACGGCAAAGAAAGACAGACUUUAUUUAGUAUUUAGACUUUAUUCCGUUGGUUCAAGCAUAAUUUCCGACUCAGUUUUAAUCUAUUUAAAGGCACACUCUAAUCAACAAAAUAACUUUAACUUAAUGAAGCAGUUUGGUGGUAUACAUCAUGCCCCUGCAGUCUCACUGCUCAAUUUUCUUACAUUUUGGAGUUAAAUCACUUUUAUUUCUGUUUAUGCAUCCCUAGCCACACAUCCCCUUGCUGUGACUCGCACAGCCUCCAUUAAAAAAAUGAUUUAAUUUCCAAUCAUAUCUUACACAGUGUGCACAGUGUGUUGACUUUAGAAGUUUGUAUCUCCCACUCUGUUAAUUAAACGUUAAGUCGCAGGCAGUGGAGGUAUGACUAGGGCUGCAUAAAUAAAAUUAUAUAACUUCUAAAUAGCAGAAAUCCAAGCAGUUUAUGAAUAAUAAGCUGAAUGAAUAACUAGCUUCUAUCAUUGAAAAAGAAGAUUGCUGCAUAAGCUAAAUUCUGAAUAAAAUGAUUAUUAUCGUGUGUUAUAUUACUGUGAGUGGGUCUGUCCAUUUUACUAUAUGUCUCUGAACCUGGAGAUAUAUUUUGAUGCAGAGAUUGAAGUUUGAGUUGAAUUUACUGUGUGGCUGUGAGUUGGUCUGUGUGUCUAUCUGUAUAACUUGGAGUCUUGUGCAUUGAGUAGCUAGAUUUUGUAACUGACUGGACUGGGUUGCCCCUUAUGUGGUUUUUACAUCUGUCAGUUUUACUGCUGUGAGUAGGCCCAUAUGUGUUACCUUAUGAUUGUGAGUCAGCCAACAUUCCAAAUAUAGUGUAACUUCAUUAACUACUUCAUAUCUGGGUGAUGCACAUUCUGUAAUGGUUCUUUUUCUUUACGGUUUAAUAAAUGUACUUCAAUUUAAAAUGUCACUAUCACGCACAAAAGUCUUUGUAGCAUUUUGUACAUUUGAUAAUACUUUAUACACAGAUUGUUUGUAUUAAAUAUGGUCACAGAAGAAGCUAUACCAACACCGACAAUAGCUUCUGAGUUCUUCUAUUCCUAGACCCCGUCUGCUGGUGCCCAGUGCCUCAAGACAUUAUUUGUGUUUUCUCCAUGAAUUGAACCAUGACUGAGGCUCAGGUUAUGUUUAUCAGGCAACAUUACUGGUUGUUAAAUUUAACGUCUUAGUGACCUUGGACGUAUCAGGUACGUCCGACAAAACAUGGUCGUUAAUGACCUCGGACGUACCGGAUACGUCCACAGGAAAUCUGAGCGCUGGAAGCGAUUGUGAUUGCUUUCAGCCGCUCUAACGGUAUUGCAGCAAUGCCUCGAGACAUCCUGCAAUACCCUCCCCAACUGCCGGGCCACCGGGUGAUUGCUCCUCCUUCUGGGUUGCCCCACGUGGCGCCCGGCAGUAAGGCAGAGCAUCGGAAGCCAUCAGACAGGCUUCCGAUGCACUGCCUGUGUGCUGAGUGGCUCGAGGGGUUGAGGCACUCAGUAAAAAUAAAAUAGUUCUUAAAAAAAAAAUAUAUAUAUAUAUAUAUAUGUGUAAAUAGCCCUCCCCCCCAACCCCCCAGGACCUUGGACGUACCUAGUAAAUCCGAGGUAUUCCUACUUACUUACCCGAUUGCUGCCAUUCAGCCGCCAGCUAUCGGUCUUCCUCUCCUUCUGUGGGGACUGUCUGACAGCCCUGACAGUCCCACCUCAGCAAAUUAGGCCCCCACGGGCAAUGUAAUCGCUCUGAAAGAGCAGUCAAAUGGCCACAAUAGCCCGAUAGGCGUCCAUAGUGUUGCCUGCAGGGGGACUGCCUGAACUGACAGGCAGUCCCCCUGUUGGUGAAAAAAGUUUUUUUUUAAAUUUUCAAAUAAAAAAUAAAGUUAAUAAAUAAAAUUUGAAAAAAAAAAUAUAUAUAUAUAUGCACACAUAUAUUAUAUCUAUAUAUAAAAUAAGUAUAUAUAACUAUAUAUAUUCUGUAUAUAUAUAUAUAUAUAUAUAUUAUAAAAAAUAAUAAUUAGAAUAAAAAAAUGUAAAAAUAAAAAACUAAUUUUAUAUAUAUAUGUAAUUUUAUUCUUACUGUAUUUUGAUAUUAAUAUAUAUAUUUAUAUCAAAAUACACUUAGAGUGAAAUUAUAUAUAUAUCUAUGUAUAUAUAAAUAAAUAAAAAUAAUACGAAAUAUGUACAUAAUCACAUAAAUAAUUUCAUAAAUAUACAUGUAGACUUCAAAUUUAAAAAUAUAUGCAUAUAUAUAUUUAAACUUAAUGUGCAUAUUUAUGUAAUAUUUUUACAUAAUUAAGUAAUUUUAUUGAUUGCAAUUUGGGGGAUCUGCCUGACAACCCAGGCCGAAAGUCCAGAGAAUUUAAUUUGCUAGCACUAAAAUUAACCCUGUAACUUUCCAUGACACCCUAAAACCUGUACAUACUGUUUUACUUGGUCGACUUAAUACUGUUAUACUCGGGAGACAUUGCUGAACACAAAUAUUAGUGUUUCAAAACCGUAAAACAUAUCACAGCAAUAAUAUUGUCAGUAAAAGUGACGUUUCUUGCAUUUUUCACACACAAACGGCACUUUCAUUGAUGAUAUCAUUGUUGUGAUACAUUUUACUGUUUUGAUACACUAAUAUUUGUUUUCAGCGAUGUCUCCCGAGUAUAACAAUACCCUCUGUGUACAGGUUUUAUAGUGUUUUUGAAAGUUACAGGGUCAAAUAUAAGGCUUGAUUUUCCAUUUUUUCACAUUGAAAUUUUCCAGAUUGGUUAUGUUGCCUUUGAGAGCGUAUGGUAGCCCAGGAAUGAGAAUUACCCCCAUGAUGGCAUACCAUUUGCAAAAGAAGACAACCCAAGGUAUUGUAAACGGGGUAUGUUCAGUCUUUUUUAGUAGCCACUUAGUCACAAACACUGGCCAAAGUUAGCGUUCAUAAUAGUUUUUUGCAUUUUUAACAUAAACAAAUAUAAAUGCUAACUUUGGCCAGUGUUUGUGACUAAAAAAGACUGGACAUACCCCAUAUUGAAUCCCCUGGGUUGUCUACUUUAAAAAAAACUUUACAUGUGAGGUGUGAUUCAGAUAUUUAUAAUAGAUAACAGUGUUUCAAUGUCACUAUUGAUACAUUUUAAAAAUAUAUAUUUUGAAACAGCAAUGUCCUACUUGUACUUAUAGCCCUAUAACUUGCAAAAAAAAAGCAAAUAACAUGUCAACAUUGGGUAUUUCUAAACUCAGGACAAAAUUUAGAAACAAUUUAGCAUGGGUGGUUUUUUGGCGGUUGUAGAUGUUUUUAUAGUAAAUUAUAUGAUAUGAUGAAAAUAAUGGUAUCUUUAGAAAGACCAUUUAAUGGCGAGAAAAACAGUAUAUAAUAUGUGUGGUACAUUAAAUGAGUAAGAGGAAAAUUACAGCUAAACACAAACACCGUAGAAAUGUAAAAACAGAAAUGGUCCUUAACAGUAAGAAAAUUUUAAAACGGUCUGAACACUAAGGGGUUAAACAGAGAGAGGUUCUGGCUGCCUACUUCAGAAUUCCAAAUAUUCCAAGAAGCUGGCUUAGCAACAAAAGAUUUUCAAUCGAGUUGGUAAUAAUGUCUAUCCAUUGGCAUUGCAUCUCCAGCUCCCUGCGAGGUAUAUGUGUAUCCUGCUUUUCUACACUUAUCUACUCAAUUUAGAAUUUUGGGGCAUUUUUAUCUGGCUUUUGGUCCUUUCAUCAUAAUGGAGCAAACGAAAAUGAGUAUGAGAUAAAAGUUAUAAAAAGAUCACUGCGAUCCUAGAUGCUAUUGGAUUCAUGAACCUUUUAAAUAUUCCAACCAUUGGUUGCUUUUGCAGUGCUGUGACCUGACUGCGAUAACCAAGACCUCCACAAGUUUAAUGUCCAUUGUACUAGUUUGUAGACAUAUCAGUGAUGCAAUCAUGCCCAAAACUACUAAUUGGGCUCUAAUAAUCCUUAAAAACCAAACACCUAUUGUUUAGUUCUUUUCAUACUUCAGUAUCGUUAUCCAAACACACACAAAAAAUAUGUCCCGCUUUUGACCUUCCUAUCAAACCUUUUUAUGCUGAACUCCAUUCUGUACUAUUUGUCCUGAAUUAUGGACUCCCUUACUACAUAUCAUUGAUCACCCUUUUCAAUUCUCUCCUCAAUAUAAUCUUUGUUUUUAUUUGAAAUAUAUAAUGUUUGUUCCAAUAUUUAGCCUCCUUAGGAAAUAUAUUUUAGAAGGUUUGCAUCUCCUCUCAAGGGCUCCAGUCGUCAACUUCUGACCCUUGUUUAUACCUCCAAAUUCCGAUGCAUAGUCUUCGUGGUUAGCUACUCCAUCAGAAGCAGUUCUGUAAAAGUAUUUUUUUUUCUAACUGUGUUGGAAAUUUGUACAAUAGAUGUAUUUUUUGGCUACCGUGUUACUGGACUGAGUUGCCCCUCAUAUAGAAAGUUGUCUUCCUCAAUGGAAUGAUGGCUGGUUUUACCCUGGUUGGCACAAGCUGUAGUCUCCUGUGAAUUUGUUCCUCGAGCAUAUAGGAAAGAUAGAAGGUCAUUUAAGUAUGUAUUUUAUAACUUAGGUAAUGGAUAAUUUCACAGAGCCAAGUAAGUUUUCCAAAGUUGAGCCCAACGGGAGCAAGUGUUUUAAAGCUUCCUGUGACGCCGGUGUAGAGUAACAUCCCAUACCCUUCCUUAAACGAGAAGUGUCUGAGAGCUAAAACAUAUGGAUUGCUAAAGAAAAGGUUACUUAUUUUAGAGAGUUCCCCUUUCUCUGCCUCCAAAAGAUACAUAAAUAUAUAAUUAUUAUAAAAAUAUAUAACAGGAAAUAGUAAUUUUCAGGUUAAAUAAAACACUGGAAAAUUUUGGAGAAAAAAAAAAUCUUAAAUAUUAUCUCAUACUAUUGGGCCCAAUUAGUUGUCUUAUGUAGAUGUGUGUGUGAAUAUUUUCAAAUGUGAAAAUAAAUUCUAUCUCAUGGUAACUUGAGAAUAUCUAAGGCAAUAGAGAUACACUCUUAAAAUUGCAUUCCAUUGCACAUGAUCUAAUUUGUAUUGACCUAACUCGAUGGAAUGGAAAUUUAUUUUAUGGCUGUAUUUAUUUUACAUAUAUUAUAGACAUUUAAUAUAUACAUGUAUUGUAUUAUACUGUAAAAAGAACACUCCAAGCUGCAUAACCUCUACAGGCUGCUUGUCAAGAGCAGCAAAGAAUCCUCAAUAAGACCCACACAGCCUCCCUAAACACUUCUUGUAAAAUUGUUGUUGUUUUUUUAGCUUACUUAUUGAGCAGUGUGUUUAAUGUGUCUAAUAUGGUUAAAGUUUCAUUAACAGAGAAGGAGAUAACUUCUAAAGUAAACACACUGUGCUGUAAGAUCUGAUUGAAAAUAAAUGUUGUUUUUUUUUCAUGGAGGCUGCUUGAGUCACAGCCAGGGGAGGUGUGGUUAGGGCUGCAUAAACAAAGUGAUUUAACUCAUAAAUGGCAGUGAAUUGAGCAACGAGACUGCAGAGGCACGAUUUAUAUGCCAAAACAAUUUCAUUAAGCUAAAGUUGUUUUGGUUCUGUCAGGAUUACAUUGAUCCAGCACACAGAAUAGUAUCAUACCCUAGUACUAAGGUCUUACCGGGCCUUAGAAUGGAAGGACUUAACGUAACCGAGAAAAGUCAGAAAACUAGCCGAGGACAGGGACACAGAAUGAUACACAGCGAUAAGGAAAAGACAAAAGUCAAAGGUACCAGAAAUCAGGGAAGUCAAAACGAAGCCAAAGUCAAAAAUCAUAAAAACUGAUCAGGAACACACUCUCGGUUAACCAUCUAGGGGAAACCACGACAGGGCAAUGAGCUAAGGGAACAUGAGUGUUUAAAUAACCAUUUUGCAGAUCCGAUUGGCUGUACCUAGCCUUUGACCCCAAAACGUGCGUGUUUGUCUUUUGCGUGACGUCACCUGCACGUCAACAUCGUCUUUACCGUGUAUGGACGUGGGGCUAUAUAGUUGCAUGGGUCCGCAGUGGCCAUCAUCUACCAAAAUGCCGCAAAAGCCAGGCAUGAUAGCAGAAGACCGCCGAGCGGCACUCCCCUCUAUCUACGGAAGGUUAUUAUCUCCGCUUUUGUCACAUGGAGACGAAGAAUAUGUGACAGGUUCCUAGAGUGUCCCCUUAAUUUUCUUUGUCUAUUGCUUCUUGUCUCUUUACAAAUGUAGCAGAUAUUAAGUAUUCACUAACAAGGCAUUGUGGUAACUUCACGAGGGAAUUGCAUGACGAAAUUACAAAAUAUAUUUAACCCCAAGUUAUUUUCCCACUUGUGCUAAUUUGGCCUCAAUAAUGGUUUUUGGCUCACCACUAUUCACUACUGAAUGACUGAACCCCCUUUUCAAUAUAUUUUAAUACUAAUUAAAAUAUUUUUUUUAGUCCUUAUUUUUUAUUUAAUUUGUUAAAUUUGUUUCCCCUCUUCUAGUUGACCAUCAGCAGCCUCUUCAUUCAGUCCACUAUAGUCUCCAGAUAUGCUUUCACAAAGGUGCAGACUGUUAUGCUCAACCCUCACUCUGAAGCUAAGGACGCCAUCUUUGAUUUGGAUCUGCCCAGCUCAGCGUUCAUAUCUAACUUCACCCUGUAAGUUUCCCACCUGGUAUUUUAAAAACUUGCCAAAUCGCCGGAUAUUACUAUGCACUGAAACAUUGCAGUUGAAGCAGCUUUUAAAUUGUUGCUUUAAGGUUGUUAAUAUUAUUACUGGCAUUUAUGAAACACCAACAUAUUCUGCUGCACAGUACAAUAAACACAAAUACAAUAAAGGGGGAGGGGGAAUGUACAAUACACACAGACCAAUACAAAAGGUAAAGAAGGCCAUUAGCUGAGAUUUAGCAAUUGAAGCUCUUUUAUCCCAUGAGUUUACAAUCUAAAGGUUAAAAUAAGGCUUAAAGGAACAGUCAGGGCCGGAUUAACAUAGGGGCUGAUGGAGCUGCAGCUCCAGGCCCAGGCCCAUGGAAUAGGCCCAUUGAUUUAUAAAAAAAAAAUAAAAAUUAAUUUUUUUUUUUUUACACACUACUCUUAGGGAUUCAACCUGGCUUUUAUUUUAUUGGCACAGCCAGUAUUUAAGGCUGCCUGACUGGUGCCAAUAUUACAGUGAUAAUGGCAAUACAAAUGCUGGUAUUUUUCUCAGUAUAAACAAGAGAUUACUAUGUAAUGCCAGCACUGGCCAGUAGGGGUCGCUGUAUGUGGAGACAGGCAGGGAUAGGAAGUUUCAGCAUAUCCCUCCCUGCCUAUCUCUAUUCACUGAUCUGCAGGGGUGCAGCUACAGAGAGUCCAGACAGCAACUCCCACCCUGCAGAGACAGCCUACAGCUCAGGGAAAUAAGGGAUGGGGGGAAAGGCUGCAAGGAGACAUGGGGACACUGAGACACUAAGGGACAUUGGGAGACAUUAUGACACAGACACAUGGGGACACAGUGUCCCCAUGUCUCCCAGUGUUCCCAUGUCUCCCAGCCAGUGUCCCUUGUGUCUCAGUGCCCCCAGUCUACCAGUGUCUCACUGUCUCCAUGUCUCCUAGUGCCUCCAUGUCUCCCAGUGCCUCAAGUGUCUCAAUGUCCCCAUGUCUCCAAGCUAGUGUCCCUAGUGUCUGUUGCCCUGGUGUCUCCUUGUCCCCAUGUCUCAAUGUCCCCAUGUCCCCCAGCCAGUGUCUCUAGUGUCUGUGUCCCCAUGUCUUCAAGUGUCCCCUAUUUUCCCAGUGUCCCCAUGUGUCCCAGCCAGAGUCCCCUAGUCUCCCAGUGUCACUGGUGUCUCAGUGUCCCUAGGUCUCCCCGUCUUCCUAGUGACAUGGGGACCCUGGGAUACAUGGGGACACAGGGAGACAUGGGGCAUUGAGACACUGUGAUACAUAGGAUCACUGGGAGAUCUGGGGACACGACACUAGGGGACAAUGGGAGACAUGGGGCACUGAGACCUGGAGUAAUCGACACAUAGGGGCACUGGGAGACAUGGGGCCACUGGGAGGAAUCCAUCUAUACAGCAGAAUCAAACUAAGUAGUUUUUGGGUGAUUUUACAGCAUUUCUCUUAUGUCACUCCUUGUGAUUUACAUCAUGUGAUGUCACCCAUACAUAUUUAAUUAUGCAAAUUAGUAAGGCCGGUAUGUUUUUCCAAGAAAGGUGGCAACCCUAACUACUUUUCACAUACUCUUACUUAAGUAUGGAAACUUAAGAGGGAUGUAUGGGAACAAAACUUGUGUGGACUGGCUGACAAUGAAUAUAGUUAAAGGGACACUAGAGUCACCAGAACAACUACAGCUUAUUGAAUUUGUUCUGGUGAGUAGAAUCAUUACCAUCAGGCUUUUUGCUGUAAACACUGUCUUUUCAGAGAAAAUGCAGUGUUUAUAUUACAGCCUAGUGAUAACUUCACUGGCCACUCCUUAGAUGGCUGUUAGAGAUCCUAAAAUGCAUCCAAACAUUCAGUAUCUCGGGGGCGGGGCCGGGCCGCCGAGCUGGAUGGCAGCCAUGAGCUUUAGCUCUGUCCCACGAUCCCCAAAAAACGACUUCAAAAGUGGUCAUGCAGCAUCAAAAAGGGGACACCCCGGUAACCGAACGAUAAUGCACGCAUCCUGCACCAGUAGGAUACCUACAUGGGGCCAAUCCCGCACCAAGAGAGCAAAAAGCAAAAAGCAGGCAAACAUGGCAAACACGGCCGCACAUGGAGGGAGGCAGGAAAGGCGAAGCGGCCCGGCGGGGCAAACGUUGAAAAAGAGACCUGGACCCAAAGCUGAACGGAUGGGCCCGGCGGGCGGCACGGCCCCGCUCCCCCCCCCAGGCCGGUGGGGGUUAUCCCGGCCACAUGGUGAUGAUCUCCGCGGCGACGGAGGCCCGUGCGGGUCGAUCACCUACACUGGCAAAGGCUCCCAGGAACAGCCCGCCAGCAGAUAAGGGCAGAUGGAAUACAAGCACGCACGAAGUGAACUACGCACCUUUAUGUGGAGGCUUCUGUAUGAGGCUCGAGGGGCCCCAACGGCUGUCGGCCCACGGACGGACACCCCGGAGGGCCUACCCCCUGGUGACGAUACUGGACCCUGCAUCUGAGUUUCUGGGUGGCUCGGAGAAGGAUGUCCCCGACGCAGUGAGUCCUGUGGGGCCAGAGGGCUCUGAACCCCUCCGGUUUACCGGUGGCCGGGAGGGAGGAGGCGCACCGGCUCUAAGUGUGAGGCCUGCGCCGGGUGAGACUCGCGGGCCCAGUUGUUAUGUGGCAGCGCAAACGACGCUGGGGAGGUGCAGGGGACGGAGAGUGCUGGGACUUUUGUGGGGGGUCUCAUGGACUGACCCGGACCCCGAGUGCCCACGGCAUCGCAGAACGCCCCGCGGGGGCCUGAGUCCAAGGGGUGGACAGACGGAAGACUGACACCCUGAGGGACCGCACCGAUCCAGUAUGCAGAUAGCUUACAGCUCUAUAAUUCAGCUCAACAUGCACCGCUGACAACCACGGGACUAUACCUAUAAGCAAGCUCACGUGCAAUUCUGGACACUUGAGCAGUUUCUCAACUGAGCUUCGAUACAUAUAAAGAAUACUUAGGGGCUUUUAUACAUGUUCUCAGUUAAUACCAGUUCAAAUUUUUUUUUUUUUAAGGAAUAGCCCGCAACCUAUGCUUUAACAGCUGCAUGCAGUCCGCAUCUAUUCCGCUUACAUGAUGCUGUAUCUAAAUUACCAAUUGAAUGUGCAGUAAAUGCUAAAAUGCCCAUAAGGGCCAAAGGUAGACACUGAUAAAUAUUUAUUCACUGACUGCCGCACGAGAGUCGGGACAGUCGCCUAUAACUGCAUACCUGAUAUCCAAAUAGCUUAAGUAUUGAUUAAGGCAACAAAUUGCAAACAAAUAUGCUCUUUGUGCUGAAAGUUGAAAAAGUUUUGAUACAUUAGAUUGUUACUUAAUGUCAGACCCUAACUAGCAAGCUAAUCCAUAUGCCUCUGUAUGGGAGACAAUCUGCAUUUACCAAUUAGCACACACGCAACACUGGUAUACACCAGAUAACAUAAAACACUUACUUAACGCUAUAAUCGAAAUAAUAAGGCAACACAGUACAUAAGAGUAUAAAACAUAAAGCAACCACAUACGAACACAAACACAAGACAGGACGAUGUCGCCGAUCCACAGGCAACCAAAUGUAUACGCAGUGUCAAACCAUUGUCUGUCAACAUAAAACACUUACUUAACGCUAGAAUCGAAAUAAUAUAGCAACACGGCACAUGAGAGUAUAAACCACAAUGCAACCACAUGUGAACACAAACACAAGACAAGACAAUUUCGCCUCCACGCGGGCAACUAAAUGUAUAUGUAAAACAGGAUAAGCUAAACAGGCUAAGACGGAUUCGCCUCUGCGUAGGCAACCAAAAUUAUAUACUGUGUUGAACCAAUGCUUGAGCCCCUGCGUGGGCAACCACUUGCUUUGUUACAAAUCAGUUUGACGUAUGAACCUAUGUUAUGCAUACAAUAAAAAUAUUCAAAACAAACAUUCAGUAUCUCCUCCCUCUGCAUGCAGACACUGAACUUUCCUCAUAGAGAUUCAUUAAUUCAAUUCAUCUCUAUGAGGAGAUGCUGAUUGGCCAGGGGUGUGUUUGAAUCAUGCUGGCUCUGCCCCUGAUCUGCCUCUUUGUCAGUCUCAGCCAAUCCUAUGGGGAAGCACUGUGAUUGGAUUAGGCCACCACUUCUAAUGAUGUCAGCAGACUGCUUGUUUUUAUGAGUCUAACAGCAUGCAGAGUUACAGCUUCAGGCUUGAAUACAGUAAGAUUUUUCUAUAUUUAUGGAGGCAUGAGGGGCCCAGGGGGGCUAGAUGGUGGUGUUAACAUAUAGGGUCAUGAAUUCAUGUUUGUGUUCCUGACCCUAUAGUGAUACUUUAAGGUAAUGCUGACUUUGGUCUCUCUAACACUGUGGCAUGUUCCCUUUCUUCUACACUCACUACAUACAGCUUUUCUCUGUCCCAGACUAUAUACCAGGAGCUUCUGCCUGCUAGUAAGAAGGUAAGGAGACAAGUGGACCAGUGAGUGCUAGGGGACAGUCCUUAGAAAGCGUUGAUCAUUAGAUGCAUUUAUGCCAAGCUCAGGGUGCUGUCUGCAUAGUAUGCCCUUAGUUGGCCAGCUGCAUGAUUGGCAGGCAGCCUGACAUGCAUUCAUACCAGGCUGGCCUUCUAAUUCUUUGGGCAGACAUGCCCUCUUUUUGGGCAUGUUCGCCCCUUUUGGCAGGUUACGUGAUUUGUGUCAGUGGCACACCCUUUUACCGUGCCCAUUGACUUCCUGCUUGACUGGACACUGCUGUUAGGGGUUAUGGAUUUACUUGAAAGAUGAAAACAUAAAUUAGUGAGAGAUUAGCCUAGGGUAUGUGUUUUCUUAGAGCUGCUGUUUUAUUUCUCUCCAGCACCAUCUCCAUCAGAUACAUGACGCUUGGGAGUGUUUUACUGUUUUUGGUUGAUAUGAUUCUGUAAUUAGGCCCGUCAUAAUUGUCAGCACCAGGCCCACUGGGCUCUUAAUCUGGCCCUGGGAACAGUCCAAGUACCAUAACCGGGUUAUAGUUUAGCCACCGUUAAACUAUGUGAUAUUAAAGAUAUGCUAGGCUUAAAUGGCUGAUCCAAGCACCAUGACCACUUCAGUGAUUUAAAAUGGUCAAGAUGAUUGGAAUCUCACUGCACAGUGACUGGAUUGUCUUCUGGCUUCAACAACUCUGAAGAAGCCGGUUGUCUUCACCAGAGGUGAAAGGACCCUCAGAGUCCGACUGGACCCAUGUAAGAGGGCUAACCAUUGCUAUAUGGUUUGCCCCAUUGCAGAUGAAACGGGCCAGGUUACUCCUGGCACUAUAACCACUACAGUGUGCUCCUAAUUUGCAGUGAACUAACUCCUAAAUGACAGAGAAUUUAACAGUUAGACUGCAGGGGUAUGAUCUAUACUCCAAAACCACUCGUGAAGCUAAAGUUGUUUUGGUGCUUCGAGUAUUUCUUUAUAGUCACACAACUAACAUCAUCUCAACAGCAGCUUAUGACAGAAAUGUUUUUGUGUAUAGUUAUAUAUCAGCCAUUACUGUAUGAACGUAAGAUCCGCAGGAGAGCCAUACAGGACUCCAUGUCCAAAACUAGUCUUUUUAAUUCAAAUACUAGCUUAAGAAAGUUUCUCAAACAUAUUCAACAUGCACUGAAUAAAAGUAAAUAAUGCAUAAACAUAAUUGUGAAAACAAGUUAAACAUACAGAGAUCUGCCUUUUGAGCACCCGUGAUCUAAAGAGAAUAGGGUAUAAUUCCCUUGUAUCCAGCGUGAGCAUAUUACCAAGAGCGCUUAUGUAUACAAUCUGAGCUUAGGGCAUUCAGCCCAUAUGAGAGGCUUCAACAGCAGUUUUCAAUAAAUCAAUAUACUUACCUUAACUCUAUCAACAAUCUGUUCUCCGUCCUGUUGCCCCGCCUCCUUGGCUAAGAUCAGUCUUUACGAUCUCAACCAAUCAAAUGCUUCCCCUUAGGGAAACAUUUCGAGGCUAGUGCUCAUGCGGGCAAAAUGCCAUGCUGCGCCAAUCAAAUGCCCUCCAGGAGCAGCAUUUCAUUGAGAACCGAGAUUCAGUUUUAGGAAGGAAGCACGUCUAGUGGCUGUCAUGAAGACCACCAUUAGUAGUGUGUUAACCCUGCAGUCAUAACAGUGCUCUAUCCAGGACCAGAUUUAUCCUCAUUGCUGGUCCAAAGUCACCCCCCACCACACAUAUACAUAGCAAGUUUGGUGUAUGUGACUGGAUAGGUGAAUGUGAUGAGUUUGGGAUACAGUUGGAUGGUGAAUGUGAUUAAGUAGGUGAUUGGAUGUGGGACAGGGCUGUGUGGGGUAAUAUGUGUGUGUGUGUGGAGGAUGCUUGUGGGGUUGUGUGUGGCAGCGGGUUACUUGUAGUUCUUCAUGUUAGUGGGGACAUUAAUUGUAUGGUGUGUGUAUGUUGUGGGGGGUAUGGCUGCUUGUGAUGCUGUGUGCGUAAAAGCAAGUUCUGGUUUUACAUGUCUCUGUUGAUGCUAUUUUUGGGGUUGAGUGUGUGUGCAGUUGCACGAAUAGGGAGGCUGCUUGUACAGUUGCUUAUGUGGAAGGAAGGCUUUUGUAAGGCUGUGUGUUUGUGCAGGCAGAACUGUUUGCAGUGUAGUAUUUGUGUCCAUGUGAAUUGUGGACAGAGGCGUAACUACAAACCUCGGGGUUCCGGUGCGAAAAUUGCUCUGGGGCGUCCCCCCUAAAAAAUCUACCCCCCGAUAUGUCUACUUCCUGCCCCCAUAUGUCUACUUCUCGCUUCCCCCAUACAUCCACCCCCUCCCUACACACACAUGCAGACAAACAGAUAUAUAUGCAGUCACACACAUAGACACACACAUAUACAUACAGACAUACGUACAUAGACACACACAUAUACACACACACACACACACACAUAUACAUACAGACAGACAGACACACAUACAUACGGAGAAACAUAAAGACACACAUACACAAACACACACAAACAUAUAGAGACACAUACGUACAGACACACAUACACUAAUACAAACACAAAUGCAAAAUGUUUAAGUCACCCUUCUGUUACCUACCUUUUAGGUGCAGGAAGGUGACUUUCCCUGGGGUCCAGUGGUGGCUCAGGCUGAUGGGAGUCAGAGUUCCCACUCUGACCCCCUGCUCUCCAGCCUCCCCCCUAAAAAAUCUACCCCCCGAUAUGUCUACUUCCUGCCCCCAUAUGUCUACUUCUCGCUUCCCCCAUACAUCCACCCCCUCCCUACACACACAUGCAGACAAACAGAUAUAUAUGCAGUCACACACAUAGACACACACAUAUACAUACAGACAUACGUACAUAGACACACACAUAUACACACACACACACACACACAUAUACAUACAGACAGACAGACACACAUACAUACGGAGAAACAUAAAGACACACAUACACAAACACACACAAACAUAUAGAGACACAUACGUACAGACACACAUACACUAAUACAAACACAAAUGCAAAAUGUUUAAGUCACCCUUCUAUUACCUACCUUUUAGGUGCAGGAAGGUGACUUUCCCUGGGGUCCAGUGGUGGCUCAGGCUGAUGGGAGUCAGAGUUCCCACUCUGACCCCCUGCUCUCCAUCCUCCUCCCGCUCUGCUGUCUCUGAUAGCUGUGAGAAGUGGGAGGAUGUCAUCACAGGGGUCUGGUUGCGCUGUUAAAGUGCUGCAACGCUGACCGGGCCCCCUAGAUAUUCAUUGCCAUCGGGUAGGCCUAACAGCAUGGGCCGGCGGUGGGCAUCAUGGUCGCAGGGGUCCACAUGGCGACUGGGCCCCCUGGAGUGACGAGCCUGGUCGCAGCUGCGAUCACCUCGACCACAGUAAUUCAAAGACAUUCCUGUGGCAUUAAUAAAUUUGUCUCGCAGUUAUUCAGGCUGUUGUGUAGCAUUUGCAUAAUAAUUCUAAUAAAUCAAGUAGUGAAACUGAGAUGAUAUAUAAAUAUAUAAAUUGCUAUCUACUCCCUUCUAAAGUCCUAUUGCUGGGUCUUUGCUCCAUGUGAUAGGUGUUCUUUUCAGAAAGCCGAGCACCUGUUUGACUUCUUUUUCAAACAUUUUGAUCACUGGGUUCUUCUGGUCAAUGUCACCAUAGAGAGUGGCUGUUCCACCGGAGUCUGUCUCCAUGGCACUUGACUUCAGAGUGGGGCUUGGAAUGCAAAGUGGAAAAUUGUAGUUCCCACUCUGAUUAAAUGUGUGAUUUACCCCCACCUCAUUCCCCCCAGUAUGAGAAUUGGCUGGCAUGUGAGGGAGACUUUUGAUCCUUCCACCAGCCUUGCCACCCCUCUGAAACCUGCUAAAGAAGGCCACGGCCUUGGUGGCCUUGUGGAGAAUCCAGCCCUGGCUGUAUCUACUAAACAGCAAUGUUUUAGAUUGCAGGGUUAAAACUAAAGGGAUAGUGCACCCAGAUCAUUAAAUUGAGAUGAAGUGGUCUUGGUGCAUUUAGUGGUUCUUUAAAACAGGAACCAACUCUAACUGCCUCACCUGUGAUACACAUCAUAGAACUUGCAAGCCCCCUAUUUUUUGGAGCCCCACCUGUAGAGCAGGGGUGGCCAAAGCGUAGAUCCUCAACUGCCAUACAACUCAAUGAUGCUAAUGUGCAUUGUGUACCUUUUUGUGCGUAGUAUUGGAGUUUGAAAGCAGGGGUAGGUUUUUGGGUAGUUUUACGGUUUGUAGCUUUUUACACACAUUCUAUAGUGUUUGAAUUCUGUGAUGUGUUUAUUUUUUUAGUAUUUGCAUUCAUAGGUGUGUUUGUGUUUGAAUGCUGUGGUUUGUUUGUGUGUAGUAUUGGCAUUUCAAUGUAGUCGUGCGUUUGCGUGUAGUGUUAAUGUUUGCAUCAUGCAUCAGCAUAUUCACUUACAGUCACAGACAUUUCAUAGUACCACACACAGAAACACACAAACACUGCCACACAAAAAUGCACAUAGGCAAAUACGCACAGUAAAAUAAAAAAAAUUAGAAAGGUUUAGAACAGCCAGGAGGUGGGCAAGAAAUCCUAUCAAUGUUUUUGUUAAAUAAAAAUAUAUAAAGUUAAAAAGUUUUGGUUACCUUAUUUUGUGCAAUGUGCUACCUCCACAGUACAGCAAUGGUUAAAUCUCACAGCCACAAUUUACUUCUGUUUGCCAACAGCCUAAAGGAUGUUUUUAGGUCAAUACUCAAAAAUAGUAGUUUGUAAUUUCACUUCUAAGCAAGCACAUUGCCAUAAUGUGUCGUAUAUCUUCUUGGGUAAAUAGAACAGUCAUCUGAAUAUCAUAUUUUUAGACUCAGCAAAUUUAUUUGUAUCUAGUAAAAACAAUCAUCUCCCUUUGCCCCCUAGGAUAAGCAUGUGUAAUUCAAUUUAAUUAGAAGAUUGGACAUUUUUCACAAAAACACUGCAGCAACCCUUUCCACACUAUUUUGCCGAUGCUGGCUUUAAAAAAAUAAUUCAAAAAUAACUAACUUUCUCUUUGAAGUAAUGGCUGGAAACCAACCAAGGAUAAACAGAGGAGAGUAAAGAAAUUGUGCAAAGCAUCCCGGUACACACAACUCUCUGUCACAAGGAAAUGUUUUGUCCCCGUGGCCAAGUUAAUUUUGGCCAGCUUGUAUCCUUCAAACAUUUAUGCUGGCAGCAAUCUAUGCGUGUCUCUCUUAAGACCUCAGCUUGCUUAGAGACACGAAAACACAAGGGCUGCUGUCUUUCGCUUGGGAAUUUAAAAAAAAUAUAUAAAAAAAUUUUUUUAAAGAAAUAAUUAACAAAAAAUUGAGAAACCAAAGUCAACAUUAUUUGUUCUUCAAAAGGUGCAAGGUUUAUUUUGCAAUCAGAUAGACCAAUAACUGAUGUGAGAUUCUUGUGUCAGUGUGUCUAUUGCUAGACGUAUUUAGCCCCUGUUUUGUAACUGUUAGAGUUUCUGCACAGGUUAGGACAGGAUGUACCAGAUUUAAAUUCAAUGAUUGAGAUACAAAGGAUAGUUUAUUUAUGUGUAUGUUUUUACUUUGAUCACGGAAGUGCUUGCUUAAUAAUGCACUAAUAAUGUUUUUUAGAAGAAGAAAACAUUUAUUUCUUAGCUCAGAUCUUCACAGACAGAUUCUUUAACCCCUUAAGGACACAUUACAUGUGUGACAUGUCAUGAUUCCCUUUUAUUCCAGAAGUUUGGUCCUUAAGGGGUUAAAGGAACACUAUGAUAUUAGGAAUAUAAAGCUGUGUUACUAACACUAUAGGGUCCUUCUGCCCCGGCAGCACCCCCUUCAAUGAAACGGUUAAAAACCCUUUAAAGCAUUUAAGCAAUUCCAGCGGUGAAGUCCCUCGGCGCUGGCUCGGUCUCUGCCUCCUCCAACAUCAUUGCGAGGGGGAAUCUAGUAGCAAGCUCAGAAAACGCCAUUCGUACAUUUGGCCUUGCUCAUAGGAAACUAUUGAAUCAAUGCUUUCCUAUGGGGUUUUGCAAGACAUCAACAUACAAAGUGUGAGGACAUCCAUUGUUGUUUCACAGAGUUAAACUCUGUGAAACAGCAGGAAGCGCCUCUAGUGGCGAUCUGGUAGACAGUCACUAGAGCAGUCUUAACCAUACAAUGUAAGAAGCAGUUGGGCAGCAAUGGCCUUCCAGUCGUAGUUUUAAACAGUUGUUGCAUGACAGGUAGGGGCAAAGCGACGUUUUAAACUUCCUCUAUAGUAAUGUAGGGAUCUUAUUGACCCCCAUUGGGAUGAAUAGUGUGAAAAAUUUCAGGACUUUGCUGUCCGAAUUGCCCCGGAUGGUUUUAAUUUUGGGAUUUUAGUGAUUAACCCCAUAAGAGUUAAUCUUUGUAACAUGUUGACUGAAUUUAUUGUAAAUGUAUAUAUUUUCUAAAAAUAAUCUAUAUAGAAAAAUGUCCCACUCCUUCCAAAUUUCAAUCACUUCCACCAACAUUGUACUUGCUGAGGAGGUUCUCCUGCUCCUCUUUACAACAACUACAGCGUAGUCACUCAACUCAGAUGCUAAUGUACCGGCAAUGAAGGAUAGGCACGCCGUGCUUUGGAAAACAUUUUCAAACAAGGUCGUUUGUGGAUUAGGGAAGAAGGUUUUGUGUUACAUUACAUGUUGAUAAUUUUGUGUCAGGGUAGAGCAGAAAGUUGAGCAGGAGAGCCUUCCUACAAUUGUGUCUCCUGCUUUUUGUCACUGUAGUAUUCCCCCAGCUAUAAAGCCUUCUGCCUGCUGGAGUAAUAUGGGAAUGGAAUUAUUGCUGUCAAUCCAUUCUGACACUGAAAACCUCUGAAAUCACCUGGCUGUCAAUCAUACAAUUGGACCUGUUACUUCCUGGUUUGGUUAACUCAGAGAAGUUGAAAUCAAGAGGCAACAACUGCCCAGAGCACCUGCCUUGCAAAGAUUUCUCACUGAGUUGCAUGGGGAAGUCUGUGAUUGGACAGCCACAGAAAAUCUGGGCAGGGCUAGAGGGGGAGGGCUUGCAAAGGCUGCAGACCAGAGAAAUGCAGGUUUUGCAAGCUGUUUUUAAAUAUACCCCAAUGAAUGACAAAUGCAGCAAUUAAUGCAUGCGUUCAUCAGGAGUAUUUCUACUAAAAUAUAUAUAUAUAUAUAUAUAUAUAUAUAUAUAUUUAUUUAUUUAUUUUUUAAAAGUUCCUUUAUUUCAACUGCAGUAUAUCACUGAUGUUUUAAUGACCAGAGCUUCAAAAAUAACAAAACUUAUUUUAUUCUGUUUGUUGAUGCUGGAAAAAGCACCAAUGCAUUCUGGUCUCUCUUUGCUUACAGCACAGUUAAAGGUAAGACGUACAUAGCCGAGGUGAAGGAGAAACACCAAGCCAAAAAGAUGUAUGAAGAAGCUAGAAAGCAGGGGAAAACUACUGCCCAUGUCGGGACCAGGUGAGAAUUCAAAUGGUGACCUCAAGCUUCCAGACAUGAUCAAACUGGGUAAUAUUGCCUUCAAAUGGCUAAGCCUGAUAACAAUCUAUAGCAAAGGUCAAGGAUAGACAACCUUUAGAACUUCAGAUGUUGUGGACUACAUCACCUGAUGCUUUACUAGAAUUUUGGCUCUAACAGCAUUAUGGGAGAUGUAGGCAACCUUUGCCACUGAUCCCUUCCUUCUGGAUAUUCAAGAUGCCCUUAAUGUACAAACUUGUUUAGGGUCAUAUAUUGUCUAUAGGCACAUGCCUAAACUAAUUUGGAAAGUCAACUAGUAGCUUGAAACAAUCUAUAUGUAACACCAUUAAAAAAAUGAAAAAACAUUUCUCCUUUUCUUUAAAACGUAUUAUCUGUAAUACAUGAAUAUACGGUAUUAUACUUUAUGUUAUACAUAGUUGAUGUUUAACUUUUUUUGUUAUUUUAUACGUUCCAUGUUGUACCUGGCCACCAAAGGCCAUUUUGUAAGAAAUACUGUUUGGGGACCAAUAACCCCUUGGAAGCGGGUGUUGAUUCGUUUUUCUGUGACGUUAGAGUAAUUACAUGAGCAGGAACAGGCCUGCUAAAUAUUAUUUAACAAGAAAACAUUAAGAAUGAAGGAAGUGAUGGAUGCUAAGAAAGUAACAGAAUGAUCUUGACCCAAGAGGCUUUCAUUUAAAUACUGUAGUCUUUGUAUCUUUUUUUUUCAAAGUGUAAAGGUUUAAUUUAAGAUUGUCUCCAGGGACAGAGACACUGAGAAGUUCCGAGUGAUGGUAAAUGUGGAAGCAGGUGGAGAAAUUGGGUUCACUCUGACCUACGAGGAACUGCUGCGGAGGCAACUUGGAAAAUACGAGCACGCUGUGAGUGUGAGACCUGGGCAAAUUGUCCAGAAUCUUAGCGUGGAGGUGACUAUUUCUGAACGCACAGGGAUAGAAUACGUCCAAGUGCUACCUCUGCGUACUAGUCGCCUGAUGACAAACGCAGUGCGAGGUACGUGCAUUCUACGAGAAAUCGGUUGGUUUAUUCAAGAGGAAAGAUGUUCAAGAUUUUAUAUGUCUGUAUUCACUUUAGGGUGAACCUGUCAUCAGGGCCGGUGCAAGAAUUUUUGCCGCCCUAGGCAAAAGUAAAGUUUGCCGCCCCGCCCAUGUGACAUCACAAUGCCCCACCCAUAUGUUAACUAACGCCAGUGCUGCAGUGCCGCCGUGUUUACAUUAAAAAGCCUGCAGGGACAGGCUAUGGACACCAGAACCACUACAUUAAGCUGAAGUGGUUCUGGGGACUAGAGAUUAGUGCCACGAAUAAUAUACUAGAUUGCCUACUUACAACCAGAUGAGGAUGAUGAUGGGCUCUAGCUGCAGUCUGGCUCCACUGGUCUGGUGUAGAACAGGCUCUCUGGAGGCUGUUUAUAACUGUGGUCACAAAAAUCAAUGUUCUGGGAGAACGAGAAGCAGCUCCAUUUUUUUAAGGCCCUUUACACAGCUCAAGGUCUGGGUCCCAUGGUCCACCUUCAUGUUCCACCAAUGAGUUUGUUCACAGGGGGUGGAGUAGGGGGAUGUCCUGAUAUGUGUGUAAGGAAUGCAUUGUGUGAAUCUGUGUUUGUAUCUGUAAGGGCUGCAAGGUGUGUUUCUGUGUAUGUACGGGAUGCAGUGUGUGCGUCUGUAAGGAAUGCAUUGUGUGUUUCUGUGUGUGUAAGGGAUGCAUUGUGUGUAAGGGUUGCAUUGCUUGUGUGUGUGUCUGUGUGUGUAAUGCAUUGUGUGUUUUUCUGUGUGUAAGGGGUGCAUUGUGUGUGUGUCAAUUCCCCCCCCCUUCCCUGUCAAUCCCCCCUUUCCCUGUCAAUUCCCCCCCUUUCCCUGUCAAUUCCACCCCCCCUUCCCUGUCAAUUCCACCCCUUUCCCUGUCAAUUCCACCCCCUCUUCCCUGUCAAUUCCCCCCCUUUCCCGGUCAAUUCCACCCCCCCUCCCCUGUCAAUUCCCCCCCCACACUUCCCUACCAUUGUUGUAGCGUGGCCGAGCCCUCUAUGAUCCGUGGGCACUGGUAGCUUUUGUUUCCUGUACCCGGCCGGACUUACAGGAAGAGCACACUCAGUGUGCAUUUCCUGUUAGUCCGGCCGGGUACAGGAGACAGAUGCUCCCUGUACCUGCGGACCAAUAGAGGGCUCGGCCACGCUACAGUGAGGGAGUGACAGGAGGGAGCGCUCAGCGCUUCCCACCUGUCAGCCCCUCUCCUCAUGCUGCGCCCGGGCGGUGCGCCCUCAUGGAUGCACCGCCCAGGCAAAGCUGCAGCCGCCUGAGGCUCUCUACAGAGCGCUCGGGUGGCUGCAGCAUGAGGGGGCCAGCGCUCCUGGCGGCGCCCCUUCCCAAGGGGCGCCCUAGGCGGCUGCCUAGUCCGCCUAACAGGUAUCGCCGGCCCUGCCUGUCAUGUUAAAUACAGGUUUGCGGUUUUCUAAUCACGUGGCUUGACUUAUGUUAUAAAAUUAAAAGUUUUGUCUCUUAAUACUGUUAAAAGCUCAUAUUUUAAUAUAUAUCCAUUACUCCUGUCUCCUGCUGAGAGCAUCAAUUAUGUUUUCAGUGUGUGUUCUGAAGGACACACCUUUCCUGGAUACCCCUGUUUGGGAAGUACCGUAUAUUUCCGUGUAUUAGACUCCCCCAUGUAUAAGACGACCCCUAUUUUUUGAGCCCAAAAUUAAGAAUUCAAUUUUUUAAACAUCCAAUAGAACAACUCUGAUAUUUUAGAGGUGACUUCUGAGAAAAACAACACCCUUCUCAUGCCUCCCCUGUGCUAAGGUACUCUGUGAAGUUAAUGGCUCCAUAGUGCAUGCUGGGAGACUACAGCUCCCACUAUACAGCAGGUGGUGUGAGGGCAUGCUGGGACAUCACAAUAGUGUUCCCUCUGCUCCCUGAUCCCCAUUUCCUUCCCCAUAAAUAUAAAUCAGAAAGCAAGACCUACCUGAGGUGUAGCAUGACUGCUCCUUUUAUGGUGUGGCUUGUCUCUGGAACCUCGUUGGUGGUAAGUGCUGACGUCUGCUACAGCUUCCACGCAUAUAGGGAUCUCUUCCUCCUUGCCGCAGCAUUCAGAAGUGGAUCGGGCGGGAGGUAGGCCAGGUAUGUGUGUGGGCCGUGACACACUGAAAUGCGACAGGCGCCAUCUUAACUUAGGCCCCAUCUUAACUUAGGCCCCACAUACAAGUGUUUAUUUUUAACCCCUGCAUUGACAUUCCGUAUAUAAGACGAACCCCAAUUUUAGACAAAAAAAAAAAUUUAGAAAAAUAAAAAAAUCUUAUACAUGGAAAAAUUACGGUAAUUUACUUCACCUGUCUACAGAUGUUGUGGCUGAUCAGUGUAUAUACUAGUUAUUUUAGUUAUUUAUAUAAUUUAAUAAAAUAAAGCUUUUUACUUAACUUUUUUGCAGCACCAAGUCUCCCUGCUCAUCACUCCACCUCCCGUAACUUCAUCGAGGAGGCAUGGCCUUCUCCCUCAAUGGUCAAAUCCACUGCUCGUCAUAGAGCAGAAUUGGGGACCUGAUGUGCAUGCGCAGCGAGUACACCCAAUGCUUUCCUACAAGCUUCCACAACACAUAACAAUUGGCCGGGCCCCCUCAUUUAGAUACACACUAAAUGUUAUACACACACACAGAUACUCUCACAUAAACUGUUAUACAAUGCAUUCUAGAAUACACACAUACACAAUGCCAGACACAAAUACACACAAGUACACAAGGUAUACUUUGGCACAUAGACAGAUUCCAGCUUUCAAAAACACAUGCCACACACACACACACACACACACGUAUGCACUCAUACAGCAUCAAACAGACACACAGUCAUGCACAUGCAGUCAAGCACAGUCUCAUUCACCUUCAGACACAUAUGCACUGUGAGAAACAUACAAAUGGUCAGACACACACAACCUCGGCUCAUACACAUACACAGAGUGUCAAACAGACACACAGCCAGCUAUAUAUUUAUAUGUAGAGGUAUAUGGUUGCGAGGGAGAAAGCAAGAUCAUGCGAUGACAAAGUAAUAUUCAUUCAUGUUACAAAAUUAUGAAGUAUAAAAGCAGGUCAUUUAAUCACUGCAUGGCAAGGAACCUGAGACAAGGCUUACACAUCAAGCCAAUGUCCUUAAGACAACCCUGGGAAAGUGGUAGGUUGGUUGGUGACUGCCAAGAGCAUCAGUCACCAGACAAGCUAUUGACCAUCCCAGUAAAUCCCAGUGUACUCACCAGCCACUCACUGUGCAAUGUUUGUCCAAUAGGGUGUUGGUGCUACAGAUCCAGUACAGGGUGUAGCAGGUGGUUCCAGCUCUGAGAAUGGAACAUGGAUGCAUGUAACCCAAGAUUAGCAGCAGGACCUCAUCACUGAAGUCCAGUGGGCGCUCUGCGCAGGCUCCCUCUCACAUUGUGGGGUGACAUGCUCACAUGGUCUCCAGAGCCAUUGCCCCCAUUCAUCUUCUAGUGUUACACUCUGUGUAACACUGUCUAACAUCCUCACCAACUGCCUCAUCUCCUUUUCUCUGCCUGCACACUAUUCCCACCUGCUAAUGAAGCAUUGGGCCAUACCAAAAGUGGACCUGAGAUGGUCCAGGCUCUUUUCAAGAGUACUGCCUGUAACCCCCUGAUGGUAGCCCUGCCCAGACCACUUUAUAAAGAUGAAGUGGCCUGUGUCACUAUAAUGUUCCUUUAAUCUCUGAUUGUAUAGAAAUCUAGACAUAUGCUAGAAAUUCUGGUAGCACAAGGCAUGGAUGAAAUUUAAUUUUUAAUUAUUUAUGAUAAAGUUGUAUUUGUCGUGGCAGGUACCCUUUAAUAUUUGGACAGCAGUAUUUUCUUGAAUUACUUCUCCUAGGUUUUGAUCCAAACAAUUAAACACAGUUUUGGUUUGUUUAUGCUCUCUACCCUUCAGGAGAGACUAAAGUACCCCCAUCCACUAAGCUUGAGAAGGGUCCACACUGUGCCCGUGUCAUUUUUUCACCAUCACCUGCACAGCAGACUGCCCAGUCCAGCUCCGGCAUCGCAGCAGAUUUCGUCAUCCAAUAUGAUGUUGCUCUGAAGGACCUCGCUGGGGAUGUUCAGGUCAGACACUGUCAUUAAGAACUUUCUAUAGAUAGUUUGGACUUUAUCCAUCUGACCUGGUCUUCCAAAUGGACUUCUCAUCACAUGUCAUUCUACACACAUUUUAACAUGAUUUAAAGUGACACUUGCUCCUUGCAUAAGUUAUGGUGCAAGGAGGUCCACCCACUAACCCUUUGUCUUUGCAUAUCAGUGGAUUCAACCUCAGCAAUUUGCAAAAGUAUAUAUAUCCCUUUGACAGACAUCACAGAUUUAAGAUAAUGCUUCCUCUCUGACUGUCCAAGUACUUGACAGGGGCAUAGUCGCCAUAUGGGCAGGCGGAAUUUAAAAAAACACACAAAAAAAAAACAUACCUACCCCAAUAAAACACAGACACUAGGGUAUAUGGGUCACAAUUAGUGCAAAUACAUAAAUAUAGGUGAGAGCACACACAUAAAUAAGUGUUAUGUUACCACUUCAAGGCUUCUGUACACAUAAAAUCAAUAGAUAUCUGUAAUAAAAUAAAUAAUAGAGAUCAUAGCGUAAAAUGUAACAGAAUAUACAAUCUUUAAAAAAACAAUUGGUCAAACUCACAUGGCGCUGAGCCUAUUAUUAGCAGGCUCAUACUUUCAGGCUCUUCAGUAUAUGUGACCUCCCGAAUUCUGUUUACACGUCCUCCUCUCCCAUAAGGAUACAGUCUCCAAUCUUGGGUAGGAAUAAACAUGUUUUAUUGGACAACAAAUAUAUAUUAGGAAGUAUAAAACACAAUAUACUAAAAAAUAAAAAAACAGUAAAUGGCACAACGCGUUUCGACUCAAAUCAGUCUUUAUCAAGUGCAUACUGUUCUUCCCAUCUUUUAAACGCCGGUCCGGACAUUUCCUGCGUGUAUUUUUUAAUAUACAUCCUUUACUAGAUAUAUCUUGUUCUUAUCUAGUUCAGCAAGGGAUAUCGAGCCCCAUGGAUGUAUUGUUAAGUCUUCUGUAUGGAGUAAUAUGUAAAGAAUCAUCUACAUUUCCUUUUCCUCACUUUGUAAAUAUCUCCUGUUCUAUGAGUUUGCUUUAAUAUAUGCGGUUUAGAACCCAAGUGUCAGCAAUGUAUACAGUUUCUAUAUUAAUAAUUAUUAAUCCCAUCUUUUUAUCGUGAAUAAUAUGGACAAUAUUGACAAAGGCAUUAUUCCAGCCUGUUGCCCAUAGUUAAGGUGGAUGUAUAACACUAAAACGUCAUCAAAUAGAGACGCUACAUGGACCGAUAUUCUUGCCGAGCGCCGGAAGGUAGAAGGCGGAUAUGACAUCAUAUGAACCUACGAACCCGGACAUGGAACGGGAAUACACGCGGGAAAUGACUGGAACGGCGUUUAAAAGAAGGGAAGAACAGAAGAACAGUAUGCACUUGAUAAAGACUGAUUUUAGUCGAAACGCGUUGUGCCAUUUAUGGUUUUAUUAUUUUUUAGUAUAUUGUGUUUUAUACCUCCUAAUAUAUAUUUGUUGUCCAAUAAAACAUUUUUAUACCUACCCAAGAUUGGAGACUGUAUCCUUAUGGGAGAGGAGGACGAGUAAACAGAGUUCGGGAGGUCACAUAUACUGAAGAGCCUGAAAGUCUGAGCCUGCUAAUAAUAGGCUCAGCACCAUGUGAGUUUGACCAAUUGGUUUUUUAAAGAUUGUAUAUUCUGUUACAUUUUACGCUAUGAUCUCUAUUAUUUAUUUUAUUACAGAUAUCUAUUGAUUUUAUGUGUACAGAAGCCUUGAAGUGGUAACAUAACACUGAUUUAUGUGUGUGCUCUCACCUAUAUUUAUGUAUUUGCACUGGUUUUUAUUAAGUGUUUUUGGGGUGACCAAACACUGGUGAUUGUAGCAACACAAAUAUUAUUUUAUUCCGUUACUGUAUUUUGUUUUUAUAUGGAUCAAAAUUGUCCAAAUCUUUUAUUAAAUAAUAGUAUUGGUAAUAACUUAACAUUGAAAAGUCAUUGCCCUACACCCCGCCAUACCACAUCCGUAUUCCCACAGUUAGAUAUAAAAGGCAAUGACCCAUAUAUAAACACAAACAUAUAACAGUUUUUCAACAUGAACAAAAUUUAAAGUGCCAGCAUUUUUAAUUAACCAUGGUAGGGAUAUACCCGGAUACCCCAACCCCGCCAGGUUCUGAGCCACUGACAAGCUCGAAACCUACCAAACGUACCAAGAAUCAUAUUAACCAUUUCCAAACCAUCAUAAAGGAGAGCCUAUUCCCUAUGCUUCAGCUCACUAUCCAACCGCUGUGACAGAAUGGGACAACCCAGCCAGCAAAACCAGGGAGGGAGGGAGGGAGGGACAAACUCAACCAGGUAGGCAGAUUAAAAGCGAUUUUUCUAAGAUGGCUGCCUAUUUAUACAGUCCAGCAUCUCACCCUCUAAACCACCAAUCCCUACAUAGCUUCCUCCUAUGCCCGCCUCCUAGCUCUGUCAAGGCCCCUUUCCCCUAAGCUGUGCUUUUGUUACAUGGGGCUACAUAUACAGUGAGUGAGUGCUACAAGUCAUAUACAAUACUGUGAAAAUAGUUCUCAACGGCUAAUAGUAACUGCUUCUUGGUUUGAUUAGAGCUCACUGUAGUAGCUGCAAAACCUGCAAAAUAUGCAGAAAAUAGCAGCAUUUUUUGACAGAGACGUUUAAGUACUUGCUCCUAACACAGAUGGAGACUAAAUUUGACAAUGCAGAUACAUGCAAAUAUUUGCAAGAUCCAAAUCCCAUGAUGCACAUGCAUCAUCAAAAAUGUACUUCGCAAACUACAAACAAUUCAUAUGUGUGCAUGUGCGUGUUUAUUAAGGUAAAUCUUUUGAUGUAAAGAUCUCAAUAAGUUGGAAACAGUUUAAAAACAAAAUUCCAAGCACCAUAACUACUACAGCUAGCUAUAGUGUUUUUUAGCACCAGGAGUGCUCUAAUUCCCCCCCCCCCCCCAAUUGUAAGUAAUCAGACCAUCUUAGAACAGUUUAACGUCUUAACUGGGGUACGCCGGAUGCCAUUCCAUAUCUCUAUGCGGAACUGAAAGCUUUUAAGUAGUCAGCAGAUCUCUCUCAGUCAAUUAGCUAUACUCUGCAUCGCUGGGCUCAGCUCAGAUAGGGAGAUUCUGCAUCUCCAUAGGCAGAAUUGGAGGUGGGGUGCGGAUUCCAAGUAAGUAGUCAAACCAUUCUAAAUUGAUUUAAGUACUUACAUUGGAGGAGGAGUCUAGUGCAGUGACUAUGGUUCUUGAAGCAUUCCUUUUUUAUAUGUUACAAUCAAUACUUUCUCAUUUUUAUCAUUCAGAUUUACAAUGGUUAUUUCGUUCACUACUUUGCACCAAGAGGGCUUCCAACCAUCCAGAAAAAUGUGAUCUUUGUCAUAGACGUAAGCGGGUCUAUGUUUGGCACCAAAAUGAAACAGGUAAAUCUGUGCUUUUCGCUGUGUUGCUGUUGUAACUAAUUUUCAUGUACCCCAAUAACAGAAAUAGAAAUGGUAACACAUCAAAAACCCCAGGAAAGAGAUGGCAAGGGGGGGGAAAGAGAAAUAACUACGUACAGAAGGUGCAAAAAGGUACAAAAGGUAUCCAGAGACGUGCGUGGGGAUAGAAGAUGUAGCUCUUGAUGAUCUCAGCCAAUCCAAUGCAUUUUGUGUAGCUAAGACUACCCAAGCAGUCUUCUUAUUCUUUUCCAUAGUGAGGCUUUUGUGCGUGCAUGUGUUCAGCAUCUACAUACAGAGCAUGGAGACACUGAACGCAGAUGCUGAAUACAAUGCAACACUGAAAUCUAAAGCACCUCUAGGGGCCGUCUGAGUGGCUGCACCUUGAGGUGUUACUAGGCAGUAAUGUAGCCACCGCCUUUUCUCUUAAAAGCCAGUAUUUACAUUGUAAAACCUGUAUGGGCACACUAUACACACCAGAACAACUACAUUAAGCUAUAGUAGUUCUAGUGACUAUAGUGUCCCUUUAAGGGUCAAAGUUGCAAAGGCAAGCAAGAAAAAAAGAAAACUUGAGCUACAGUUGUACAUUGGCAAGAAUCUAGUAUUCCACAUCCUAUGAUAUCAUUUUGGAGAAUGAGGACUCUGAGCUGUGGGUUUGUCCAUUUGUCUCACAUCCUCAACCUUCCAAAGAAUCUUAGUAAGUCCAGGAAUUUUAUCAUUCAACCAAAGCGCUACUGAGCCUUUCAUGUAGCUAAGGCUACCCAUCGUAUUAUCACCAGAUAUCUUUAAACAUAACCCAUAUAUAUAGUUCACAAAUAACGCUUAAGUCUUGUAGAUAAAAAAAAAAAGUUUUAUUCAUUUUGACAUCAUGCAAAAAUAUAUAUAUCAUAUCAGUAAAAACAAAAUUUAUUUUAUCAAAAUUAAGAUACAAUAGAAUUUAUACUAAUUCAAUUACCUAAAAUAAAACAUUAAUAAAUAAUACAUUUCUAAUAAUAUUAUAUCACACACUAAUGAAAGAUGUGUAUGUAAACCAGGGCUGUCCAGUUCCACCUUUCCAAUCAUCAGGUUUAUUCCCAGGAAAGAAGGUAGCUGUUUUCAUACAACAGAUGGUGGGCUUUGGUUAGACCACUUAAGAGUUAUCUCUGGGCUUCGGGACAUGUCUGUCAACUUGGGAUUGGUGGAAGGAUAUUACAACUCUGGCCAAAAGUUCAGUUUAUACAUCAUAUAUCCCUCAUCAGCCUUCAGUCAAUGUUCCCAUUUUUUCAACUUUCUAGUUUCUUCUUCUGUCAAUCUAUCUUUGUUCUUUAUCCAAUUCCAUAUUUUGUUGCACUACCUGACUUACAGUGCAUGUGUCUCUAUUCCACAACUUACGCUCUCCUCACCCCCUUGCUGUGAUAGCCAUCCCAUGCACAGUGGGAGCGGUGACUGGAGUGUAGAAAGAGAGAGAGAGACACAGGGCAAGGAGCAUGGAGAAGAGACAAAAGAAUAUGGGAGAAAUAGGUACAGAAGUGGGAGUGAGGCAUGAAUUGAGGGAAGGUCAUAGGUAUUGAGAGAUGAAGAGGAAGCCAUAUUUGGAAGACUACUUGAGGUAGAAGACUCAAGAGACAGAAGAGCGAAGGUGAUAAAACUGGGUGACAAAAGGGAAAACUAAAUACAAGUGGAAGUCAGAAUUUAAUAUAAGCUGCGGUGGCUAUAGGACUUGGAGUGCCCCGAUAAGAGGAAGAGUGCAGGUUGCCAAUGAACAAAUCUGCACUGUCUACCAAAUACCCCAGGUAUUUCUCGGAGUAGCUAAUACCGGAAGACCUCAUGCCCCACAUGUUUAUCUUUUUGUUUCAUGUGCUGCUCAGUAUGCUGACACUAUAUAGAUGAUUAUAAUAUGAUGAUAAUACACUUAUUUUGCGUAAAUUGAACGUACUGUUUUAUUUGGAAACUACACCAUAUGUUCUCACUUAUGCUCCUUAAUCUACUGCUGCCCCGGUUUUAAUAAUUAGUAAUACUUUUAAAUCAUAUAUGCACACUAUUUUUUUUUAUAUUAAUCAACCACAACUUUGGCUUUUUUAACACCCUGACAGACCAAAAGUGCAAUGCAUGUUAUUCUGAAUGAUCUUCACCGUGAUGACUUUUUCAACAUCAUUACUUUCUCCGACGUGGUGCAAGUGUGGAAACCAGGACAUUCUAUCCAAGCAUCAGCUCAAAACGUGAAGUCUGCUAAAGAGUACGUCAAUACCAUUGAAGCUAACGGAUGUAAGUCGACUACGACAGGUUCUUAAACUUCUUGGUGUGUUCUUGAAGAUGGUUAUAGGAAUAAUAAAGAAAUAUACACUGUGAUUGGCUAGCUAGCAUGAAUAGAUCUGUGAGACGAGUAUAAACAAUGAAAAUUCAAGAUAUAAUGUUGCCUUCAAUAUACAAGGCAGUUUCUUCAGACUUUGAAGUUGCACUAAUUUGACAUUAAAAAAAAAUGAAUUAUUCAGGAACUUUUGUUUUAUAUAUUUUAGGGACUGAUAUUAAUGCUGCACUCCUGGCUGCUGCUUCCGUAUUCAACCAGACCUCUCCAAAGCAAGUAAAAGGUGCCAAACCGAGAAUACCCCUUAUCAUCUUCUUGACAGAUGGGGAAGCAACGUCAGGUGUGACGUCCACCAAUCGUAUUCUGGAUAAUGUGCACAAGGCCAUGGGAGAAAAUAUCUCACUUUUUUGCUUGGCUUUUGGAGAAGAUGCUGACUACAAUCUUAUGCGAAGGCUGUCCCUAGAGAACCGUGGCAUUGCACGACGCAUAUAUGAAUAUUCUGAUGCCACACUUCAAUUAAAAGGCUUUUACGAUGAAAUUGCCAGUCCACUACUAUUUGAUAUUGAGUUGGCCUACCUUGGAGAAACUACAUACAAUGUGACACAGACCCUGUUUCCUAAUUACUUUCAGGGCUCAGAACUGGUGGUAACAGGAAAACUGAGACCUGGUACCAAGAAUCUUAAAGUUCAUAUGACCGCUCAUGACCACAAGGCACAAUUGAGUUUGCAAAAUGAUAUUACCAUGGAAGACAAUGCCACGCAAGACAGCUUUGGAUGUUCAGGGAACAUAGAUGAAAUACAAUGGUUUGUCCAGAGACUCUGGGCCUAUUUCACCAUCCAGGAUUUGUUGCAGGCCAGGAUCAAAGCAAAUGACACUGUAGCACGACGUCUGUUGACUGAGAAAGCUACCAACUUAUCCCUCAAAUAUAACUUUGUAACACCUGUUACUUCCCUAAUUGUGGUCAAGCCAGAAGAUCCUGAGGAUACCACCACUCAAGCUGCUACUACUUCCACAGAAACCACCACAACUACUAUAUCCAGCACAUUUAGCACAAUCAGCACUGUUGCUUCUACAAGUACUGCUGUCUCGACAAAUAAAAUCACUGGUGGGUCCCAGGUUACCAAGCCUUUUACAAAAAAUGCCAAACCAUCAGCAACUUCCAUCAUUAGUACAAUUAGGCCAACAUCCCCCAAAACAACAAUUAGACCAACAUCCCCCAAAACAACAAUUAGACCAACAUCCCCCAAAAUAACAAUUAGACCAACAUCCCCCAAAACAACAAUUAGACCAACAUCCCCCAAAACAACAGUUAGACCAACAUCCCCAAGAACAACAAGUAGACCAACAUCCUCAAGAACAACAAUUAGACCAACAUCCCCUGGGACAACAAUUUCUGCAGUUACAGGAAGCAAAGACCAUGCUGGCAUUACUGCAGGGCCAACCACAAUUCCCUCUACCUUUGAGAAACUUACCUUAGUGUCACCAACUAAUUACUCACUUUUAACCCCUCAUCCAGACUCUCAUCAUAAUAUUCCUAGGAAUUCCACCAGCAGUAUACCACCACAGAACAUCUUAUCGGUGGCCCCAACUAAAGACAGAGCAGAUGAAUCUCCAUCCAUUAUUCUGACCUCAAUACGUCCGGCUAGCUUCUCAACUGUGCCAGUGGCAGAAAGCAGAACAGAGUUAUUGUCGGAAACCCUGUCUCCACCUUCUGAGGUCACCAGCCUUUUUAUGUCUGAACAUGGUGCAGAAGUGACCUCGGAUCCUACAUCACCCAUUUUUUUCCCUUCUCCCUUGAGACUUCUCAUUCUACCUGAUGAAGAACUGUACCAUGAAGUCACAUUACCAACAUUUGUGGAGUCCCUGCAUCCGCCUCCCAUGUAUAGUUUAUUAGAGGAGGUCUCAGGUAUGUUAAUUUAUGCAAAAGUUUAAAUACCCAUUUAACGUGGGCACAUUUUUAAAGGAACACGCCAAGUACCAUAGCCCCUACAGCACGCUGUAGUGGUUAUGGUACUAGGAGUUCCCAGACGCCUCCGCAAUGUAAGCAUUCAAAGCAUUUUAUAUCCAUUUAUACAUCAUUGCACAUAUUCAACACACACAGAAAGUCAACAUUUCAAUCACAAGCAGCUGUUAAUGGGCUCCCAACAUGACAGUAGGUCAAACCGUCACAAUGGUGUCUUUCGCCUGUGAAGAGAGAAGCCAAGCAUUAUAUUCAGAGCACUCAGGAUUUAAAAGAAAAAUUAAGGUAAAGCACAUUUGCUCCUGUACUCCAUUUAGUAUUCCUCCUUUCAAAGUAAGAAGAGAGAGAAGUGUGUUCCUUCUAUAAACAUAAAAGGAACGGAAUUCCACUGGGAAGAGCAGGAAAAAAAACAAUUUUGAACAUCUACACAGCUACAACUACACAGCACUCCAUAGUGUCUUUGAUUCGGGUAAUACGUAUAUUUCUUGCUUCCUUGCAGGGUAGCACUAUUACCUGUUGUAAGUAAAUUGAGGUCAUUUCUAAGCACUGCAUUUGUUAGCGACUCACCGAGUAGAACUAUAAGGGAAGUCUCUUUUCUUUACCUUGAUAGACAUCGCAGAGAUACAUAAAGAGUAGCCAGAACGUUGGCAAUAGUGCAGGCUGACUCCUAGUGAUCACUGCACAACUGACACAUGGCUGUGGUCACUACACCACCAUUUUUAAUCAGGAAUUUCCAGAAAAUUAGAAUGGUGGUCUGACAACCCUACUCUAAAAGGUCACGCAAGGCUGGCAUGACCCAUUCUGUUUGUAAUGCAUUAUAUUAAUGAAUUGAAAUGAUAACACAUUGCACCAUAUAUGUAUGGAUACUGCUGGUGCACCAUCAAUACAUUAAAUGUUUUAUAUGUAUGGGAGGAUCAUCACAAUCAGGGACCAGAUUAAAAUGUCCAGCUCUCUAUUUGACUUGAUAGAAUAUAGAUUAAAUGUUAAAAAAUUUAGGGAGUAAGCAUUUUGUUCUUACCUCACGCGGAAGCACUGGCAAGGUCUUCUAUAAAUUCCCAGAAGUCCACUUGAAAUUUCUAUUCUGGACUUCUGAAAAACUCUUCUUCAGCAAGAAGUCCACUGAGCUCAGUCAUCUAAUGGUUCUGAGGUCAUGCAGAAUUCCUCACUGUUCCAUUUCCACCUUUUUUCUCUCAAUAUAAUUACUGUGGAACGUUUACUAGAGAUGGUCAUAUAUAGGGAUUGCCACUGGGUCUGGGGUGAUAGGUUUCCAACUGGAGAUUCAGACCUGUUGUGUGAAGUGGUCCGUUCCUUCUCCUCCAACAAUAGGAACCACCACUGAAAUCCUUGCCCAUGAUGAAAAAGGUAUUGAUCCCUCUGCCCACUCCUCCUUCCAAGCAGGUAUCAAGCCCUCUACCUGUCCUUUAUCCACGUAAGAAGCAAUGUCUCUUUAUUGCAACGCUGCCUUUGCAAAGUUAGUUUUGACUCACAGACCGAACAGGUCAUCAGACUCUGUAGCAGUAACCCACUGUUUGAGAGCAGCGCAGAUCGAAAACAGGUUUUUAAACUUUUUCACUGGACUGCCUGAAAAAAAAAACAAGGCAAGAUACAUAGUAUCAUACAGAAAAGCACAUUUUUUAUUUAUUAAUUAAUGCAAAGAUUUGGUCUCAGCAACAGCCAUACCUUAUUAAAGGGACACUACAGGCACCCAAACCACUUCUGCCCAAUGGAGUGGUCUGGGUGCCAACUCCCACUACCCUUAACCCUGCAACUGUAAAUAUUGCAGUUUUCAUAAACUGCAAUAUUUACCUUGCAGGGUUAACUCCUCCUCUAGUGGCUGUCUCCAGUAAGUCUACUGGACAGCCACUAGAGGGCACUUCCUGGUUCAUAGCACAGAUUUGUGAGGACCUCCACACUAUGUGAGGACCUCCAGCAUCGCCCAUAGGGAAGCAUUGAAAGCAUUUUUUAAUGCUUUCCUAUCUGGAGGUCUCACCCCACCGGCGGCCGCGCAUGCGUAAUCGGUCUCCCCCGUCGGAUGACGGCGGGGGAGGAGCGUGGGCAGAUCCUGGACCAGCGCCGCGGCAACCUGGGAUGGGGGGUGGGAGGGAGAGGGGAAAUGCAAACCCCUUCAGCAACCUGGGAUGGGGGGUGGGAGGGAGAGGGGAAAUGCAGUGCCAGAAAAACGGUUUGUUGUCCUGGCACUGGAGUGUCCCUUUAAACUCAUCGUGACACUUGCCGAGAGAAAGUAAAAUGUAUACAAAUUAGGGGACACAAAACAAUUAACCAUGCCUUUUAAACAAGUAAUAAAUUAAAUGGGCACAGUAUUUUACAUUAAAUGGCCCCUUUGGUGAACUGGCAAUGAAACUAAUUUGCAUAAUGUAUAUAAAACUCACCCAUUGCCAAUUUCACCAACACCAACCAUGUGGAGCUCCUAGAAAAGAGGGAGAUUAGGAUAGAAAAGAGGUACAGAGGGAUUUGGGCCCAAAAUAGGGACUGUCCCUCCUAAAUAGGUACACUUGGGAAGUAUGCAGUUUACAUUUCAUUACAAUUAAUGUUCGAUGUAGUGUACAAACUCCCCAUUGUUCAUAAUGACGUAGUUUGAACAAAAGCUCUCUCUAACAAAAUGUAUCUUAUGAGUAAAACACACCUAUAUUUAGCAGUGUGCUCCUCUUGUUUUUGAGCAUACAUUUAAAUACAUAACAUUACUGGAAUAUUUUAUUAAUGCUGAUCUUUUCGAUUUGCAGGGGAAACAGAAAUGUACGAUUCAGAUGGUAAGGCCCAGCCUCCUCGACCUUUUUUUUUAGCUAUAUAUAAUUUUGUAUUUAAUGAUGCUUAAGAACACGUGUCCCUAGACAGGUUACUGAUUUUGGGUCCCCCUGUCUAACCCCUGGACACUAGGUGGCUGGCUAAGGUCACCAUAUGAUUAAUUGUACUCUGUGCCUAGAUGCUGUCCAUGCACUUUGACUAAUGUAAGCACUUUACGGCCAGUCCAUUUGAUGUACUGUAAAUGGGCACUUGGACCGUGCAGAUGGCAUUUCAGCAGCGCUCUCCACAUGGUCCUCAAUUUGGGGAGCUGGUCAGAAAGGCUCUCCAGCAGUCACCCUGGCAUGCUGUAUGCCAGGCAGACAAAACCAUUUCCAGAUAGGCCUGCCCAAUAUUGCAAUGCCCACUUAGGUCCUGCACAUCAGUCCCGUUCUCAUGUCUACGAAUGUUUUGAGGUAUUAGUACUGACAUUUGUGAGAAAUAGCAAUGUUUAUAUUUGUCAGUCUAUGUGCCUCUUGUUGUUGUCAAGCUACUAGAAGCACUUCCUAAUGAAGACUGUAAAAAAUGUACAUUCUUCCUGUUUAGCUUCAUGACGACACUGGAUGCGGUUACAUAGUUAUGUUUCUCAACGACUGUUGCGCAUGUGCAGUGCAGCAUUUAAUGUUUUUGGUUUUUUUUGCAGUGUUUACAUUAUAGCCUAGUGAUAACUCCACUGGCAACUCCUACACUGUGACUGAUAUUCAGUGUCUCCACCCUCUGCAUGGAGACACUGAACUUUCCUCAUAGAAAUGCAUUGAUUUAAUUCAUCUCUAUGAGGAGAUGUUGAUUGGCCAGGGAUGGGUUUGACUUGUGCUGGCUCUGCUCCUGAUCUGCCUCCUUGACAGUCUCAGCCAAUACUGUACAUUGUGAUUGGCUCACAGAAUCUAUUUUGAUGAUGUCAGCUAAGCAGGCAGAUCAGGGGCAGAGGCAGCAGCUGCAGACUUGAAUACAAGUAAGAUUUUACUAUAUUUAGGGAGGCAAGGGGAGGAGUCAGAUGGUGCUUUUAACACUAAAGGGUCAGGAAUACAUGUUAGUGUUCCUGGCCCUGUAGUGUUCCUUUAAGCUCUAUUUCAUAGGGAAGUAAAUGGUGUUGCAAGAGUCUAAAAAUGAGACUUCCCGGUCUCCCUUUGCAAUCCAUAACUUAAAGGGACACCAUCACAUUAACACAAUGGGACAGGCGUCCAUUCACUAUUGUUCUAGAGAGAGCUACAUAGUUGUCUAUCGCAUAGGGGACAUUUAUAAUAAAGUGAUGGUACAAUCGUAAACUGCAGGGAAAUUAAAUAUGGAAAAUUGAGAUAUAUGAUCUUUUAGUUUCCUUACCCAUAUUUUGGUUUCCUUACCCACAUUUUAUUUUUCAGACCUUUUGUAUCAAAAAAGUUUUGAUGACGAUGAAGAUUUUGAUAGUAAGUAUUUGUACCAUCAGCUGGUAGUAGGUGGGUUGUGAACAUUGUUUCAUGUAAUUAUAAUGUAUCCUCACAUGAGAAUGAAUUUAAUCCAUCAUAACAGCAGAGUUAUUCACUGAAGUGAGAAUUGUUCGGGAAUUCAAAGUGGAUUCCAAAUUUAAGGACAAAAUAGCCAAAACUGGAAAAAUUCUCCAACUGAGCUAUGUUUCUAGUUUGCCUACUUUGGCCUUAAAUUUCAAUUCAUGUUGAAUUCCUUAGAAUUCUCACUUGAAGUGAAUAAACCUGAAUGGCUAUUACUAGAGUAAAGAUUCUCAUAAUAUUUUAAAAAAUAAAUAAAAACAAAUUUUGUGUGUCAUAAAGUCCCCCCUUUCAUGCUGUGGAAUCAAUAUCUCCAUGGGACAUUCUCGUGCAGGUUCGGCGCAAACAAAGUGGCACAGGCAGCCACCUUAGGGCACACCAGGCCGGGGAAGCACAGAAUCCGAGUGACUGGCAGGAGGGAAGCACACAGCACAUCGCUCCCCCUCUAGCCAGUCAUAGAAUGUAGUGUGGCUGAGCCACGGACUGCGGUAGAGGAGCUUCUGUAACCUCUACACUCGUGUUAUCCAACCCAAUCCUCAUAGACCACCAACAGUCCAGGAUUUAUGCAUUUCCCUGUUUUAUUCCAAUGGAGAUACUGAUAAGACCUGGACUGUUGGUGGUCCAUGAGGACUGGGUUGAAAAACACUACUUUAGACAGUCUGACAGGAAGUGCUCACAGAAAGCACCAAACAGCUUCCUGUCAGACCGGGUAGAGGAAAUAGAAGAUCUUCUACUGCGGCUCAGCCACGCUACAGGUAAGCUGGCAGGGGGGUGGACAGAGAGACCUCAAAGGGGAAGGGGGUACAAAGAGAAAGACAAGGGAUUAGGGGGAAACAUCCAGAGCGGCUGGGGGAAGACAAACAGACACAAAUGGGCUGACGGGAGCAAAGGAUAAGGUGGUGAGAGUUAGAGACACACAGAAUGACUAGGGGGAUGAAGACACAUAGAGGGGGUGAGAAAGGGGAGAAAAAGAUACACAAAAAGGGCUGUGGGGACAAAGCACAGCAUCUUUGCCUGUGUAGCCAAAAAUCCUUGCACUGGCCUUGUUCUCGUGCUGCCUUCUUUUAAGGACCCCCUGGGAAACAAGUAAUAGUAAUGCUGUCAGACCUCUUUUUAACAGUUUGUCCAAUGCAACAUGCUCUAUAUGACAACUAUAUGUGACCUUCAUAUUUUCUCUCUUAAAGUGCUGCUUUCUGGUGUCCCUGGACUUCAAACUUUCAUGUCUUCAGGUGAGUUUACAUUUUCUGUUUCAUGUUGAACUCUUUUUAAUUAAGCCGAAAUUGAAAGAGUACACAUAUGUGCGUGUUUGAGAGACCAACUGUAGCGUUGACAUGUCCUAAGUUUUUCCUUUAAUUUAUAUCACCGUAUUAUUGACUUUGGAAAAUUACUUGAUGUAGAGUGGUCAACUCUGGAUUUACAGCUCGGAAGCAACAAGUGUAUUUUCCGGAUAUAUGGUGACAAUACAAUAGAGAUGUACUCUUACCAUGGGACAAGCAUCUGAAAUAAAAAAUUAACAUAAAAGUUCCUCCCCCAACAGGUAUAAGACACAAACCUGCCAUGGACCCUCAGUUCUUUUUCUUGUGCCAUCAGGAACAGACGGCAUCUGGAAUUUGUGGUGAGGCACAUGGGUUUCUGCCAGGGGGAUCCGGCCUGAUAGCCUCCUAGGUAGAGAGCUAAGUGGCCUGCGUGCAUCCUGCAGGACUAAUGGAGCAGGUAUGUUUCACUUGCUUUAUGCUGGCAAAGCAAAGAGGAGGUCUCUAGCGGCAACAAGUCACUGCCCGAGUGAGAUGCAUGCACACAGCACUGGAACGCACGCCCAGGAGGUAAUGCGUUCCACUGGAGUUCUGACCGCACUACUGCGCAUGCCCGUUCGGAAUUCACGGAAAUAGCGCCAAAUUUGAAUGAAUGCUGCCUAUUUAAGCUGUGCAGAUCCAGGUCCAGCAUGGAUGCUUGACAGGAAGGAUCUCACAUGUCAUCAGCCCCCCACACGGGUCAGAGGUUUUAGAGGUGAGAUUUUUCAGUCUCUGAUCUUUAAGACCUCUUAAAUUUACUUACAUUUUCAACAAUUUCAUAAUUGCUUUACAUUUUGCAGAUAUGUCUGCUCCUGUCUCUCCAGAUAUUAUGGAUAAAGACAAGGUGCCUGCUCCUACUGCUAAAAAAGCCAGUUAUAAGUUGUAGUGAAUGCUCCACACCACUACCAGAUGGUACUUAAAGGAAAAUCUGCAACCACUGUUCGUCCUUAUCACUGGAAAAGUCCAAGCAACAGGACAUGGUCAUUCUUAUCUUGGUUUCAAGACAAUCUGGCCCAGCCAUUUGAGUAAAAGAUUCUGCAAAGUUGAAUGUAACAGCACCCGUUAAAGCUACAGCCAAACAGAGGCAAAAACGGAAGAGAUCUUCUUCUAGAUCAGAGAUGUUCUAUGUCUUCCUAUUCAGAAACUUCCAGCGAUUCUUCUGUGACAGAACUCCGUUUCCCACAUGAAGAAUUAAGAAAAAUGUAAUAAGGAAGUUAAUGUUGCCGUCUCAGAAGAAACAUGAGAUAAAGCAAGUAAAAAAAGCUUUUCCUGUUCCACAGCAGAUUACGGAGCUUAAGUACAGAGAAUGGAAAAACCCUGAAAAAAGGGGGUUUAUUUCCAGGCAUUUCAAGAGCAUCAUAACGCUGCAAGGAGAAGACAAGUGGGAAGACUGGCCAGUCGUUAAUGGACAAGUUGCUCAGUUGUCUAAAAAGACCAUUAUACCGAUUGGAGAAGACUCUGGAUCUAAAGACCCUAUAGAUAAAAGGGCUGAAACGUCCAGCAGACGAGCAUAUCAGGCAGCAGGAUUUCACGCUAAAGCGGCAUUGGCAGGAGCUUCAGUGGCUAAAGCUCAGUAUUAUUGGAUUUAGGGAUUGGAAGAUAGCCUGAUAGAAAACCAGGACAAAGAUCUCUCUCACCUGUUCCACAAUUUGAAGUUAUCUUAUGAUUACCUGCUAGAUGUUAUCACAGAGGUGAUUAAACUUUCUGCUUGUGUCAUGGGCCUGACAUCUGUAGCCCGCAGGGCACUUUGGAUUAAAGCAUGUGUGGCUGAAACGGCCUCAAAGUCUGCACUUUGUUGUGAACUGCCUUUGGAGAGGAAGAAAUUAUUUAGUUCUCCUUUGGUAGAAUUAAUCAGACAGAUGUCAGAAACCAAAAAAGCUUUCCAUCAGGACAGGAAGUAUUCCUGGAAGCCCAGAUACAAAAACUUCCAAUACAAGAACCGCAGGGGGUAUCAAGAAAAACCCAGGUCUUUUCAUCAACAAAAGGAAAGAUCCUAAGUUUGAUGCAAACAAAGACUUCAAGACUGACAGAGCAAAAAGAUUCUGAUGCCAUACGAGUAGGCAGACGGAUACAACAAUUUGCUCACAGAUGGAGAGAGACCACUGCAAAUCCAUGGAUUUUGAAUCUAGUUGCAAAAGGAUACAAAAUAAAGUUCUUGGAAGUACCAAGACCAAAAAAAAACAAAACAAACCAAGCUCUAUUCUCCGCUAUGGUUACUCUUUUAAAGAAAGGUGUUGUAGAAAGAGUUCCAAGAGCCCAGCUAUAUCAGGGUGUCUACUCUAGGCCGUUUCUGGUCCCAAAACCAGAUUUGUCCUUUUUUCCCAUUAUGGAUCUAAAAAGGAUUUGAAAGAUGCCUACCUUCACUUUCCUAUGGACGUUGGCUCAAAAAACUACCUGCAAUUUGCCAUAAGAGAGGGUCAUAAGGUUCAUCACUUUCAAUUCAAAGCUCUUCCAUUCGGUCUUACCUCAGCUCCCAGGAUUUUUAAAAAGGUUCUCGUGCAUAUCACAGCCUUCUUAAGGGUACAAGGUAUCACGGUUGUUACAUACUUGGACGACUGGUUCAUAAAGGCAAAAUCAAGAGACGCACUAGAGACGGAUGAGGAUUACACACUAAAAAUCCUGGAAAGAACAUGGUUAAGUAAUAAACCUAGGGAAAUCUCAUCUGCAUCCCACAAGGUAAAUUCAGGGUCUAUGUUUUUUUAGAUCAAGUCAGACACUCCUACGGGAAAAAGAAGAAAGAUAAAGAAGCUGACAAAAGAACUUCAGAGAGAGCCAAAAUGCUCUGUGAGGAAAGCUAUGCAGGUGUUGGGACACCUCACUUUCACUAUCCCAGCAGUAAAAUGGGCCAGAGCAGAAUCAAGGCCUUUGCCGUGGGAAAUUCUUCUAAAAUGGUCAAAGAAAGAAGAAGACUUGGAUUAUUUACUAAACAUUUCAGAUCCUGUAAGAAGACAACUAGAUUGGUUGCAAAAGACCAGUUUCAUGUCAGAAGGUCUAUCAAAAAAGCCAAAAAGGUCAUAAUCACCACAGAUGUUUUGAAUACAGGUUGGGGUGCUCACUUGCAGUAUCACUUAAGGCAAGGUACAUGGUCAGAAGAGAAAAAAAAGGGAAUCCUCAGAUUACAAGGAGUUGAUAACCGUUUUAUAUGCUCUUCAUCAGUUCAGAGAUCUCAAUAUGGGGAAAACUGUGAAAAUUCAGUCAGACAACCAGACUAGGUGUCUUACCUGAACAAACAAGGGGGCACAAGGAUAAAAAAAUUGCACUCAAGUCAUCUAGAAGACAUAUCCGCUACUCAUAUAAGAGGAAUAGACAAUGUUAUUGCAGAUGACUUAAGCAGAUCAAGAUGGUCCCAAAACGAGUGGUCUCUAAAUCCGGUCAUUUUUUAUCAGCUGGUGAAGAUAUUCGGCCUGCCAGUCAUCGAUCUAAUGGCAAGAAGGUCAAAUACAAAGGUGAAAACAUUUGCUUCACUCUUCAAGGCAGACAUGCCUCUGGUUCUGGAUGGGCUGUCAAUCAAAUAGGACUUCAGUCUGUCAUACAUAUUUAAAGACAGGUAACACAAAGGUAGGGUAGGGCUGCGCCACAGUACAACAAUAAAAUGUAGGUAUAUGUAUUUAUAGUUCCAAGAGUCUUGUAUAAGGUACUUGAAAUCAAUAGGGUCUUUGGAGCCAGAAGAUAGAGAUAUUUGCACUUUGCAGAUGUUCAUAUAUACAGAGAGGGGCGAUAAGAAAGGAAGAGGCGAAUAGUGCAUUAAGUCUCACUGGGUAUAGAUAAGACAGUAAAAUAAUAGGGUUACACUCAUAUUUAGUAGAGCUUAAGCCAGCUCUGGUGUGUAUAGCGUACAGGGGUACAAUCCCUACUUAAAGCAUAUAACGUGAGUGUUCUUAAUGAUGAAGGUGUUGGGGACCCAAAAUGACAAAAUAAAAGGCAACAAUAGUGCUCUUAAUAACAUAUAAAUAGUCGGUAAGAUAUAAUAAAAAUUAGACUCACAAAAGAUAGAGCAGGCUAACUGCUCUAUGGCAACAGCAUCAGUGGUAUGAUCCCCACCUGGGAUUCUUUGGAGUAGAGGAGGGUAAAAGUUUUUGGUGCCAUGUUGUUUUAAGAAUAAAAUAAUAUAAUAGUAAAAGAUAGUGGCACAAAUAAAAAAGUGACCAAAAUCUAUUUAUUAGCUAAAAAAACAAUUGCAAACAUCCAAACACGUUUCACCAUAAGAGGCUUUAUAAAUGGAGUAAAAACAUUCAACCUGGCAUGUUAAGGUUUAUAUAGGUAUAAAACAAAUUAAAAUUGGUGCCAAAAUUGCUUCGUCCAAUAAUAGAGCAGAAUAUGUAAGCAUAUAAAUAACAACAUAAGAAAUCUAAAUAUUUGAAGAUCUAACAUUAGGGAAUCCAAAUAUACACAAUUUUAUAUAAAACAAGCAUUUAAUAGGUUUAUUUUCGGCAUUGAUUGCUGAAACACGUCAUGCGCGUCAUCAGCUCGUCAUAAUUGCCCGGCCGCUAUGCCUUAUGGGGGCUGUAGUACUGGGAUAGUAAACUACUCUGGAAAGAUGGCUCGUGGACACUAUUAAAUUAGCUUAUUCUUCAUCAAAUUUGCCUUUGCCUACCUCCUUGAAAGCUCAUUCUUCGAGAGCCAUGGCUGCUUCCUGGGCCGAAAGAGCACAAGCUUCACCUGAAGAUAUCUGCUUCGUCAAGCAUUACAGACUAGACGUAUUCUCUGCCUCUGAUGCUGCUUUCGGACACAAGGUGUUAAAAGUGGUGGUAGCAUGAUUCCAGCCCAUAGCUCUGGGAUCUCGAUAUAUCCCUAUUGUAAUGCCACCAUAUGUCAGGAAAAACUGCAAUCUUACUCACCAUAAAUUCCUUUUUCCUUAAUAUGGUAGCAUUACAUCACUCCCUCCCUUUAUUAAUACAAUUUGAUAUUUUUGCAGUAUUCAGUCUGUGAUGUUUUAUUGGGACGUACUGAGGGUCCAUGGCAGGUUGGUGUCUAAUACCUGUUGGGGGAGAAACUUUUAUGUUAAUUUUUUAUUUCAGAUGCUUGCCCCAUGGGAAGAGUACAUGCCUAUUGUACUCUAUUGUACUGAUCCUUUUAAAACAAGAUCAAAAUGAAUUAGAGGGUCUAUUAAAUAGUGGGUUGGACAUGGGAACAAUGGUAGAUACAACUAAUGAACCGCUAUACAGGUCAUGUUGGUGCAGCAUUCUUUAAAAUAAUUCUAUAGCCAAAUGCCCAGUGGUUUAACGGGAAAAAAUACCAGUUGUCCUUGGUCAAUAGCUGUUCUAGACCAGUUCACAGCAAUGAGGUUCUGGAUCGUACAAAUUAUUUCUCCUGCAUUUACAAUUAAUUCUCAUUUUAUUAAUUUUGAUCUUCUUCUGUUGUCUAACAGUUGAUGGAGACCCACAUUUUGUAGUGAAUCUACCACGUAGCCAAGAAAAGCUGUGUUUUACUUUAGACGGACGACCAGGGGAUAUUCUGCGACUUGUUUCAGAUUCUUCUACAGGUAUAAAAAAAUAAUAAUAAAAAUGAUAUAUAUAUAUAUAUAUAUAUAUAUAUAUAUAUAUAUAUAUAUAUAUAUAUAUAUAUUCAGAUCUCAGUACAUUCUGAGUUUUGUUUUUUUCUUGGCCGAUAACUUUCUAUAUAUAAGUAUGCUGAUCCUUCAUUAUCUAGAUAAAAAGAGUGUAAAUAAUAUGUUAUAAUGCCCAUGAGCAAAUCAAUAUAUUUGGGCAUUGGGUCGUUAAACACAGUCUUAUCAACUGCUGAUCCAUAGAUUGUAUCAUUACCUAUAAGACAUAAAUCACUUGUUAAAUACACUGAACAAAAGAAAGACUUAAAGUGAGUUCGUAUGGAAGUUUCAUUGAGUAAUUUUUAUUUUAUUUUAUUUUUUAAAUUCAAGGUUUUUAUUAUUUUCAAGUUAUAAAAAGGGGUUGUUGCGGUACAGAAAGGAAGAAGGGUUGGGGCGGGGGGGAGGGUAACAGGGUCUUAGGACCAGUCGUCCAUGUUCUCAUUGUUAUGACAGAAUAUUAUUCUUUGACAUGGAAUUACAUGACAGUCGUAUUGUACAUUAUGAGCAAUAUCAUUGAGUAAUUUAACAGAGUAAAAGCCUACAAACAAUUAAAUACCAGGGAUUUAGUAUAAUUAUGAUCACCAUAUUGGAUAUGCGGAUAUAUUGAAGUGUAUUAUAUUGAAAUUAUAUUGAAAUCAGUACAUUAUUUGUUAGCCUAUACAGUGGUUCGUUUGAGGGGCCGCACAUACAGGAAACCAAAUGUUCAUUGAUGUUUUAUUUCAAAACUUACCUUGGCUUAAUUAUUUCUCACAUAAAGUCAGAUUCGGAUUGAAGCAUGACAUCAGUGGUUUAUCAAGCAUAUUCAUUGGAUCAUACAAAACAUUACCUGUUCGUUUGUUAAUUAUGUGAUUGUUUGCCUAUUAUAAAGAAAACUUUAUCUUCUACAGGAAUCACUGUGAAUGGACAUUUGAUGCAAGCCCCUUUUAAAAUUGGCUCUGAAAACAGAAUACGCACCUAUCUCGACAUUAUCACUAUCAUUGUCAACCAGACACAUGCCAACUACAUCAUCAAUAUAUCACUCAACACUUUGACUCUCAAAGGAGAAGACCAGCUCUCCCUCCCGCUCAAUCAUCCAGCUUUUCUACAGAAACCACGACUUGCUAUCAAAGUGUCACCUUCCUCCAAUGUCACCAUUUGGAUUGGGCAUGAUGUGGAGCUACUGAUUAUGUUCCAUCAGUACCGCCAUCCAACAUAUCUGCAAUUGGACCACUUGGGCUUUUACAUUGUGAAUGGAAAAGGGCUAUCAUCACAUUCUGCCGGUCUGCUAGGUUAGCAAAUCACUUUUUUCCCCCCUUUUAUUGCUUUAGCUAGGCACAUGGAUAACACUCUUUGAGCAAAUCCCAAUAAAAGUGUUGUAAAUAAUGCAUUUCUUUGUUUAUUGCUUAGAUCUGGGUUUUUUCAAACUCUGGCCCUCCAUAUGUUGCUUAACUACAACUCCCAUGAUUCUUUGAAUGAAUUACAUAGCCAGAGAGUUGUAGCUCACCAACAUCUGAAGGGCCUUCUAUACAACACUUUUAUUGGGAUUUGCUCAAAGAGUGUUGUUAUCCAGGUGACUAGCGAAAGCAAACAAAAACCAAAACAUGAAAUAUCAAUUUGAGCAGAAUAAUAUUCAUAAUCUGAAAUGAAUACAAUUGAUUUACAGAGAUAUAUCAAUCUUCUCCGCUAGACUAGCACUUUUUAUAUAAAUCACACUAGUCCAUCGUAGUGCAUUACAAUAGGGGUGAGUUUCUUUUGAAAAACACCUUAACGUUCUUUGUAUUUAUUUCCCAGGUCAAUUCCAGAAUGCACAAAUAGAAGUCACAGAGAAAAAGGAAAGCAACGAGUUGACAUUCUUAGCCAUCGUGACACGAAAGAACCACACUGCUCCAGCUACUCUUGUUUUGAAAUCAAUGAAGGACUCCCCGGCACGCACGCACAUGUCCAAGUGCUGGUUGGUAAAACAUGGGGAUAUAGAAAACAUUCUUGAUGGAAAAUACAUCUCAUACGUAGUAACGGACCUUCAGGAACUAUAAAAAAAAAAAAUCACAAAUAAGAAUUCAGAUAGAAUACCGGACUGUUGUGAUGAUGGCAAAUUAGAUACAGAAGCCAAGAGAACUUACUGGUUAACAUUAGUAAAGAUAGUCGUUUCAGCUAAUAUUGUGGACAUCGAUAAACAUCCCUCAGAAGGUCAAAGUUCUAGAACGUCAUCUGGAGCUAGAGCCAAUAUAGGCAACAGUGGACUUCCUUCUCUUGUUCGACUACUUUUCUCAUCAGCCAGAGUAUCUAUAUGAAGCUGAUCGGAACUGUAGAUUAUCGGAGAGUAGAGUAGAAAAUGCACUGAAAGAUUCUGUGUACAACAUGUCGGACUCACCAACAUUAACCUAGCAGAUCUUGUCAUGGAUCGGUCAACAAUUAAACAAAAAAAACUAUUGUAAAGUAUACGAAUAACUAUAUAUAUAUGUAUAAUAGGUUAUUCUAAUCUGUUGUGUAUAUGUAAACAAAAUGUGAUAUGGAGACAGAAUGGCUGAUUAAAGGGGCAGCUUUGUACAAUAUGUUGAAAACACACCUAUGCGGAAUCGAAAGCUGUGGAUCUAUUGAAUCUAAUGAGAGAAAAAAGAUUUCUGUGAUUAUUGUAUCUAUCCAAAUACCUUACUGUCCAAAUACAAAGGAAUUCCUCUUAUUUUAUAGCGUGGAUUUACCGCAUAAGAAAUACAAUUUAGUGGUACUUCCAUUUAAAUGUCCAUCUCUGAGAUAAAAAAAAAAAGAAAUGUGUCCCUCCCUUAGUGAUGUCUUCUUCAGGCUGAUAUUCACAUGCACAGGCUGUAUCCAUUUAAUUUUGUUUAAUGAAUGAGGAGCUACAAGUAACUUUGUUGCACAAUCUUCUGAUUGGCCUAAAUAAAGCAACACCGUGCAGAAGUUUAUGGGUAAUAUAGAUCUAAAAUGUUCUAUUUUUGUAUCUAAUUACUUUCCCUUUAAAGAGGCUUAGAGGAAAGUCGAUUUUGCAUUAUUUGCAGUGAGUAAAAACAUGGAUGUAGUUUAAUGCAAAUAAAUAAAUCAGAAUGAAUAAUUUGUAUGAUGCUCUGUCCGAUGAACGUUUGAACAUUUUGUGUCUGAUUUGGUUAAUUACC